AUGCAUUUCUUUUUAAAAAUAACUCCCUGCUGGAUAUUUUUAGUAGGUGAGAUCCUCUGAACCUUUCCUGAACACCCAGAUCAAUUCUGUUCAAUGUGAAUUUUUCCCCCUCCCCUCCAUUUCUGCAUUCACUUCUUCCUGUUUGCCUAAGGGGGAAACUUCCCCCAGAGGGAUGUACCCAGAAAGCCAGAUACUCUCUUUGCCCUUUGUUAUCAAUAUUUUCUUCCCUGAGUUAUCCAGUAAAAGUGGUGGAGGAGGAGGAAGAAGAAGAAGAAGAAGAGGAAAUAAGAACCGCAAACAAUUUUCCUGACUGAUGAGCAACUGCCCAAGAAUGGAAACAGAUCAUAAAAAUGUCUUGUCUAAGGCUGGAAAGCAUUCCAGUGAUCCGUCGUUAGUAUUACUGUAAUAUGUACGGUAAUUGUUCUGAAAUAAAUGAGGAAGGGUACUGGAAGAAGCAAAGAUCGCCAGUGUUGAAGCAAUGAUUCUUCAACAUCAACUUCGUUGGGCUGGUCAUGUUGUGGGGAUGCCCGAUUAUUGUCUUCCAAAGCAACUACUCUAUUCUGAACUUAAAAAUGGAAAGUGCAAUGCUGGUGGUCAACAAAAGAGGUUUAAAGAUUGUCUCAAGGCAAAUUUUAUAAAGUGUAGUAUAAACACCAACAAUUGGGAAACACUUGCCUGCGAGCGCUCCAAUUGGAGAACAGUCUUGACCAAAGGUGACAUGGGCUUUGAAGACACUCAAACUCAGGACACAAGGGAGAAAUGUGCUAAGAGGUGGACUAUAUGGAAUUGGCUGAGAUGACCGGCAGAAUUCGAGACCAGGGAGAAGGGUCGAUGGAAGAAGACUGGAAAAAAUUUAAAAUAUAUCUUCAAAAAUAUUGUAAUAUAAAAGAAUGUUAGAAAGAGGUUGGAAAAAGAAUAUUAGGUCGUUUUGGCAGAUAUGAUAUAAUGGAUUAAGUAAAAAUGAGGUAUGGAAAUUGAUGAAAUAGAGGAGGAUUAAUUACAUUAUUGAACGUUAAAAUAAGUAAAUGAAAAGAAGGCUAGAAGGAUCUGCUGGAAAUACGAUUCGAACUAGAAUACAAAGUUGGGAGGUGAGAGGAGGUCAUGGAAAUAAGUAAAGGGAAAAAAGGUUAGGUAAAGGUUUAAUUUGUUUUUUGCUUUAUUUUAAUGCAAUGUAUCUUUAUAUUUUUUGUUAAGUCUUUUUUAUUGUUUGUUUUUUGUUAUAUGUUUAUUUUAUUUUGUAUGGUUUUUCCUUUCUUUUUUUGUAAUCCUAAACUUUGAAUAAAUAUCAUUUAAAAAAAAAAAGAAAGAAAUGUGCUAAGAGGAAGGCACACUUGGCAAAUCUACACUGUGAUCAACUCCCGCCCAGAAACCAAUGUCCCCACUGUGGAAGGACGUGUGGAUCCAGAAUUGGCCUUCACAGUCACUUACGGACUCAUUGUUAAAACCGUGUUUAUGGAAGACAAUCUUACUCGGCUUGAGUGAUCGCCAAAGAAGAAGAAGACUAUGUAAUUGUUCUGAAAUAAAUGAGGAAGGGGAGAAUCAUGUAUGUCACCUUGAGCACCUUGGAUAAAAGGUGGAAUAUAAAUUAAACAAACAAACAAAUAGAAGUUAAAUACAGUUAAAUAAAUAAAUGGUAUCGAUGUUCCUUAAGGGCCAGUCUCACAAUCCUGUCUAUUUAUUGUGAAGGCUCCAAAGAGUACACAAUGUCUGUUCCGAAAGAUCACUGACAUGGAAAUAUCUACCUUGGCAGCAACAGUUUCGGUGGAAAGCAUCUUUCAAUAAAGGAAAUGCAUAUUUAAAAAUACCCAUCAGCAAAACAGUGCAAGUCAUCACAUUCACCCUUUGUCAGCCUGAGAAGUAUAGCACUUAGGAUGUAAUUGAUAUGGAAGGAAAAAGCACAUUUCGAAAUGGAAAAUGAGGGUGCAGCAGAUAGAAAGACUGCAAGACAAAGGAGAGGGCGAUUUAGCUGUCUCUGUGUGGGGAGAGCAAGGGCUUCAGCACUUAGGGGUGGGGGGAAAUCCAGCUCAUUUCACAUUUUAAUACGAAGAUACUUAAUUUGCAGUUUCUGAAACAAUGCGUUGGACCAAAACACAGCUAUACUUCAAGAGACAGUUCUCACAAAAUUUGCUGUGCCGUUCUCCAGUCAAAUAAUGUGUGUGUGAGUACAUAUAUUAGUGAAAAUAAUAUACAGAAAGGCAUUAUCUUGGGCAAAAUUGUGUGCAGAAAUUAGGGAAAAUGCACCCCAAAAUGCUGACUGGUUUUUGUAAGGAUGCAGAAAUGUGAUGAACUGAACUUAAGAAUAGAAAAAUGAGAAAGCGAGAGAAGCAAAAAUUGACCGAUUUAGCCAUCCUUUACUACACUCCUUCACUGAGAAAUAGAAGCAGGCAACUGAGAGCCUGAAAUGCAAUUCUGAGCAUUACUGGUGCCUCACCAGGCUCAGAAGAUGACAAUGUGGGGGUUCAGCAUCAGCAAAGGUGAAGUAAUGUGCCUUUUCUACCUUUGUGUUGAUCAUCUACUGCAGGUCUGGGGAGGAGAAUAUGUAGCUCCCAUACGUUGUUGGGUUCCAACUCCCAGCUAUGGCCAAUGGUCAGGGAUGAUGAGAACUGUAGUCUAGCAAUGUCUUGAGGGUUGCAACUUCCCCUUUCUUGCUCUAAGUGCACAUGACAGUUGCCAGAAGGAGAGCAAAUAUGUUGCUUUCACCAUCCUGUCAUUCUCCUCUGUUUUCUGACCUUAGGAGUGACAUGUGGCAGCCUGGGAUACCUCCACCCCUCACUGGGCUUAGGAUACAGAGGGCUCAUCCACACUUCUGCUUGCCCCACACCUAGAAAGCACGGGCUUGUGUGGUUUGCCCCAGGUCUUGGCGGUUUUGCCUUUGCCUCAUCACUUUCCCCUGGAAAACUCGCUCUCUAGUGCUAAAUUGGAACAGACAGCAAUCUGUGGGAAAUCCAACUGCUGUUUGUUCCGAUUCAGCACGAAACCAUGGGCUUCCCCAGGGAGGGCAAACAGGCAUGUGGAUGAACCCUGUGUGUUACCAUUGCAAGAGAUAAGAUAUUAGAGGUUGUAUUCAACCUAGCUUUUACUCAAUAGUACCUCAAUAUCAGAAAAUAUCAGAAACACUUGCCUGCGAGUGCUCCAAUUGGAGAACAGCCUUUACCAAAAGUGUCAUGGGCUUUGAAGACGCUCAAACUCAGGAUGCAAGGGCGAAACAUGCUAAGAGGAAGGCACGCUUGGCAAAUCCACACCGUGAUCAACUCCCGCUCAGAAACCAAUGUCCCCACUGUGGAAGGAUGUGUGGAAUCCAGAAUUGGCCUCCACAGUCACUUACGGAGUCAUUGUUAAAACUGUGUUUAUGGAAGACAAUCUUACUCGGCUACGAGUGAUCACCAAAGAAGAAGAUCAGAAAACAUACUUUAAAAGAUUGCUGGAAAAGGUCUUCACUAGGUACUGGAAAGUCAACAGGAUGCGGGGGAGGGGUCUGUUCUCAAGUUGGAGGGAGUUUCAGAGAAUUGGGUCCAUGAUACGGAACACACAGCUCCAUGUGCAUACAAACUGAGCAUCUGUAUCCUGGGAGACUCUCCCAGAGAAAUCAGCAGUAGGGCAGGGGAGAUGCAAUGGUCAGUUCUUAAGGUAUCCUGGAUCCAAGGCAUUAAGGGCUUGUAAAUUAAUGCAAGAACCUUGAACUUGUCCUGGCAACAUACGGGCAGCCCAUGCAAGCUUUUAAGCACUGGACGAAUGUCCUGUCAACUGUGCCAUUUAUUUGUUUAUUAAAUUUAGAUACCGCCCUUCAUCCAAGGAUCGUAGGAUGGUUUACAGCAGGCUUCCUCAACCUUGGCCCUCCAGAUGUUUUGAGACUACAAUUCCCAUCAUCCCUGACCAUUGGUCCUGCUAGCUAGGGAUCAUGGGAGUUGUAGGCCAAAAACAUCUGGAGGGCCGAGGUUGAGGAAGCCUGGUUUGCAGUAUAAAAACACAAAAACACAUAUUGUAACAUGACAUAACACAACAUAACAACAAAACAGAUAAAUCAAUACAAUACCCCUGUCCCGUAUAAAAGAGCAUAGAUUGCUUAAUUCAGGCAUAGGCAGACUCCGGCCCUCCAGCACAGGUCCUGUUAGCUAGGGAUGGUGGGAAUUGUAGUCCCAAACAUCUGGAGGACCGGAGUUUGCCUAUGCCUGGCUUAAUUAGCCAAAGGCCUGGGAGAAGAGGAUUGCUUAGCCUGGCAGCUAAAGAUAUGCAAUGAAGACUAUGCUGAAAUGGUAAAACUAACAGGAAGAAUUAGAAAUCAGGAAGAAUCAAUUUUUAACAAAGAAUGGGGAAAAUAUCUACAGUAAUUUAUUUGAAAAACUAUUGUAAAUAAUUAAAUUAAUUAGCAGGAUUGAUUUAAAACUUGUGGUUAAAAAUUUGAACUAAGGAGUUUUUAAUAACUAGAAUUAUAAUGGAGAUGGAGAAGAAAAAAAUGUAACAUAAGGAUAAAAGGAUCCAUAAAGGAGGGGAGGGAAGUCAAAAGGGGUGUGUGUGUGUGUAUAUGCGUGUGUGUGUGUGUGUGUAUGUGUGUUUGUGUGUGUAUAAUAUUGUUUUCUAUUUUUAUUUGAUGUUUGUAAAAUGAAAAUUCAAAAUAAUUUUUUUUAAAAAAUAAAAAAAAAUGUAAUGAAAGUGCCAUAUAAACCUCCCUGGGGAGAGCAUUUGACAAACAGGGAGCCACUGCAGAAAAGCCCCUGUUCUUGUGUUGUCACCCUCCAGACCUCUCAUGGAGCAGACACACAAAAAAGGGCUUCAGGUGAUGAUUGCAAGGUCUGGGGCAGUUCAUAUGGAUAGAGGUGGUCCUUGAGUUAUUGUGGUUCUGAGCCAUUUAAGGCUUUACGUACACUUACCAGGGAUGAUUGUUAACAUAUUUUGCAUCAGAUUAACAUUUACGAAGUGGAUGGAGACUUUCAACAAACAACCUCAUCACGUGCCACCAAGACCCUUCGUGGUUUGCAACUAAAGCACAGCUUGGAAUUAAAGUUUUGUGAUCAUUCCUGAGAGUUAUACAUUCAGUGGGUAAAGGAGUUUCACACCGAAGGAAAAAGCAACAACAGAUCAAAUUGUUGGGAGAUUGGAGAAAUUCCUAACUGCUGAUUGAAGGGUGAUUCUAUUCUGACGGGUUACCUGGAUCUGGAAAACAGACGAGUAAGGGAAACUUGGGGAAGAAAAGGAGAUUGAUGCCUGAAAGCCAAGCACCAUCCUACUUGUUCAGCUGCAAAGGAAAAUUAGGAUUCAAGUGUGUGGGAGGGGGGAGGAGGAGAAAGCCCAGGAAGAUCAAUACUUCCCAUUUUACAGAACAUGAAGAUUACUGGAGGUUCACCAGUUUUCGUAUUACUUUUUGUAAAAAAUUAAUACAGAGCCAUUGAUUGGUAAGCUGACCAUAUUUGGAAUGAGAGUUUAAAAGCUCGGUGCAGUUUCCUUUAUUUGGAAUGAGAGUUUAAAAGCUCGGCGCAGUUUCCUUUAGCCAUUGGGUCAGAAGGCUGGGGCAGUAGCUGCAACCUACUUCGCUGAUAUCUCCGUCCUGAUGCUAAACAGAGGAGACCAUGGCAAAUAGUUUAGCCUGUGGGUUAAUUUUCAGAUUAGGUCUGUCACUCCCCUUGGCAGCAGGUAAGACAUUUCCACUUACGCCUUAAAGACUUUAUGUUGCAUUGUGUUUAUAAGGGAAAUAAGAGAGUGCAAGGAAAUGAAAUUUCACUAAUUCAGCGGACUUGCAUCAGGAAUGAAACUGAGCAACUUAGGUCAGUUGAAUGGAAUUCAACCAACUGCACACUAUCCAGCCAAAGGUGAGCAGUUUUUAAACUGACGCAAAUUCAUGCACUUAAGUCUCUCCUGCAGAAAUCAGUGAGAGUUAAAAGUGCUCAGCUUUGUGCAUGCAUUGCAUUAAUUAAAGUGAUAUUGUAGUUUUGAGUUGCUUGCUUUGUAAUUAUUUGCAGAGGGGAAAUUUAUUUAUUUUAAAUCACUGUAGUUCACACAUUUAUGGGAUGUGGCUUCUUGUGCUUUAAAAGUUUCUGAUAGACGAUGUGUAAGAAUGCCCAGAGGAUUAAAUGUUUCGGAGAAGAACAUUCUAUGGUGUUACAUUGGAUCCAGAAACCAUAGUUGUCGACUAGCCAGGGCUGUAUGGCUGCUGCUAUCCAGGCAGAAGGUCCCAUUGAACGGCUUUUGUGCUCUGCUGCCGCCGCAAAAUAGAACCCUGCUAUACGUAGCUGCUAUGGCAUUAAAAGAAAUAAAUAAACAAAUCGUAUCAAUUGGACUCAUGCAUUCCUUUGGAAAGAAAUCGGACAGGCUAUUUUAUGGGGAAAUUGCACAACCAUUUGGGAAGGAGGAGGUACGUGUGCUUCUUUAUUUGUUAGGUGAGCCAGCAAUUCAUAAUGUCACUCUGGGCUAAGCCAAGCAAAGGUUAGAGGCACACAGGACAUCAGACAAUUGCUACUGUUGCUGCAUUCCUAUAUAGACUUACCUGGAAGUAAGGGCUCUGCGGACUUCCUUUUGCGCUGGGCUUGCCAGGCACAGCUCCACACUUUAUAGCUCUGCAUCUGAGCAGUUUAUUUUUGUCCUGACACUUCCCCGGGGAAAACCCGCGUUUUACGGCUGAACCGGUGCAAACAGCAAUCUGCAGAAUGAGCCAGUCUCACUGUGUUCAGUGGGAUUUACUCCCAUGUAAAGCAUUAACUUGCAGCCUUGCAGAAAGUUGUAGCCUAUGUUUAAAGGCCCAGCAAGCUCUGGCCAUACUGUUUGGGAUGGACUCUUAAACUCAGUGUUGGUGCUUCAAGGCUCAUGUUUGGCAAAAGUUCUCAGAGAGGGGACCAUCGUUCAGUGGUAGACAGACCUGUGGAGAGGGGUGGGCAGCCAGAUACACUUGCCCCUUGCCUCAGAGGGCUAAGCUGGCUGGGAGCCUCCACCAGGGACUAGCUGCUUUUGGAUUUGAGUUUAUAACUUUAUUCCAACAAUACUCCUGAUCCAGGCCUCAGGGAAGCUCUGCACGGCUCUGUUGGUAGAGCACAUGGCUCUACCAGCAUUUCUUCAAUGAAAAUAGAGACGUCAUGUUACAUAAUAAUAAUUAUUAUUAUUUAUACCCUGCCCAUCUGACUGGGUUGCCCCAGCCACCCUGGGCAGCUUCCAACAUAUAUAAAAAGCUUAAUAAAACAUUAUAAAACAUGGUUAGGCAAACCAAGGCCCGGGGGCCGGAUCCGACCCAAUUGCCUUCUAAAUCCAGCCUGCAGACGGUCCAGGAAUCAGCGCGUUUUUACAUGAGUGGGAUGUGUCCUUUUAUUUAAAAUGCAUCUCUGGGUUAUUUGUGGGGCCUGCCUGGUAUUUUUACAUGAGUAGAAUGCAUGCUUUUUGUUAUGUUCUGAAGUUCUCACCCUGGGACAGCAGGGGGAUACUGUAGAUAGUUCAGGUCCACAUAUGCAAAUAAGGGAUGGAAAGUAACGUUCAGUGAUUGGAUAGUUACAGAAAGUUGUUACAGUUACGUUGUACUGGAGCUCUAUAUAAGCAGGCUGGCUGAACCCUUCAGUUCAGUUCUGUUCUGGCCUGUGAAUAAACAAGAGCUGUUUGAAGAAUCGCUGUGUCGUCUGAUAUGUUCACCCACAACUUAACACUUUUAUUUAAAAUGCAUCUCUGGGUUAUUUGUGGGGCAUAGGAAUUCAUUCAUUCCCCCCCUUCAAAAUAUAGUCCAUCCCCACACAAGGUCUGAGGGCCAGUGGACCGGCCCCCUGCUGAAAAAGUUUGCUGACCCCUGUUAGAAAACUUCUCUAUACAGGGCUGCCAUCAGAUGUCUUCUAAAUUUGUAUAGUUACUUAUCUCCCUGGCUCAGGGAUCGCAUAACUCCAUAGCCUCCAACAUUUCUCCGAUGAAAAUAGGGACGUCCUAAGGGAAAGGGGGACAUUCUGGGAUCAAAUCAGAAACCAGGAUGGCUUCAGAAAAUCUGGGACCGUCCCUGGAAAAUAGGGACACAUGGAGGGUCUGCAUGGCUGGCAUUCAGAAGGCCCCAAGUUCAGUUUCCGGCAGUUCCAGUUAAAAGGAUUAGAUAGCAAGAGAUGGGCAGAUUUCUGCCUGAGAUCCCAGAGAGCCACUCCUACUCAAAUAUUGAGCUAGAUGUACAAAUAGGCUGACCUGGAACAAGGAAGCUUCCUAUUUAUUAAAUGGUAAGCUGUAGGCUUUCUCGCAUCUCAUGCUGAGGAUUUUCUUAUGUAACGCUCGGUUGUUUCCCUAGCUAUAGGUUUCAGAUACAAUGGGCUUUCUGUGGUCUAUCUCUUCUUCUUGCUGCUCCUGCCACUGUUCCCCAAACCAAAUGCUGUCACCAUGAAAGGUAGGCAAAUUGCUGAAAGUUUCAGAUCUAGGGUGGGGAGCUCAUCUAAGUGCUAAUUGUUGGUGUUAUGUACUGAAGUUCUCACCCUGGGCCAGCAGGGGGAUACUGUAGAUAGUUUUUACUCAGGUCCCCAUAUGCAAAUAAGGGAUCGAAAGUGACGUUCAGUGAUUGGAUAGUUACAGAAAGUUGUUACAGUUACGUUGUACUGGAGCUCUAUAUAAGCAGGCUGACUGAACCCUUCAGUUCAGUUCUGUUCUGGCCUGUGAAUAAACAAGAGCUGUUUGAAGAAUCGCUGUGUCGUCUGAUAUGUUCACCCACAACUUAACAGUUAACAGGCAGUUUGAAGGCCCUCAUUGCACUCCCUUCCUGGGGUUCUUGAUCUUUAAACCCAGUACUAUUUUUCUAGAAAAAGAGGUGCCGGAACUCGCCACGAAGGUCUCCCUUCUUCUCUUAUAAUGGCAAUGGCGCCCACCUGAGAGGUGCUGGAACUGAGUUCCGGCGAGUUCCGGCUGAAAAAUAGCCCCAUUUAAACCAUUAUUAUUAUUAUUAUUAUUAUUAAUUAGAUUUGUAUAUACCCACAUGUCUCAGAGCGGUUCACAAUAUAAACAAUAUAAAAACACAAAAUACAUAAUCAAAAAACAAACAAACCAAGAAUACUUGUUCCAGACAGACAGCUCUUCAAAGAGAGGACAUCUUCAAUCAGAGGACUGUACUCCAUGAAGUAGGGACACAGCCAGGCUAGUGGGACCGACCCAAAACUUUUUGUUGCCCUCCCUCCAUUUCCACAUACAGAGAGGCCUACCAGAGUGGCAUUUGAAUUUUGCUUGAGCACUGGUGAUAGGACAGAAUUCUCUACCUCCCCUGAGAAGAAAGAGCUAGUUAGAGGGUGCAUACACAGCUCUGCCCACCCUCAACAUUUUGCUGCCACUCUUGGUACCCCAGUGUCUGCCACCUGAGGUGGCCACCUCACUCUGCCUAACAGUAGGACCGGCCUGUACCCUAAGAACUUGCAAAAGUUCCUGGAGUGGAGGUCCAUACCCUCCAACAUUUCUCCGUUUCCCCUCAAAAAAUGCCACCAGAAAAGGCAGAGGUGUGGGGUCUCAAAGGUAUAGCCAGUUUAAAUUUUCCUAUGCUGUCUCUUUUGGUGGUGUGGUCCAUGAAAAUAAAGUCUACAUUUUUAAUUUUUCAGGGUCCACCGGGCAGAUGCUUAGCGCGAUCACCUACACUAGCUUCGUUUUCCUUGUGGUUCAAGCAGCUUUUCAGAUUGUUUUCCAUUACCUGCCACCUAAUGGUAAUGUCUGCUCAACAUCAUAUGGGAAUGGUUUAAGAAAGAUGCUAUUGCAAUAUUCUGCCCAUCUGUAAUUCCCAGCAACUGGGAAGUUAGGUUUUUGCAUUCUGCAUUUGCCUGUGUUGAAUUGUGUUUCCCAUUUUAAUACCCAUUCACCCAGUUUAGAUUAGAGAGAUGCUUUUGUUUCUACCACGCUGAACAAUGUGCUAUCAUCAGCAAACUUGACCACCCCUCUGAGUCCAUAACUAUGGUUCUUUUCCUUUUUAAAAAAGAUUUCUUAUGGGAGAAAGUGCUGUGCCACUUUGGUUUUCCGAGGUAAGACUUAAUUUUUAUCUUACGUUUUCAUUUUUAUGCAUUGCAUAUUGAUUAACUAUUGUACACCAUGUUGGAGGAACAUUGUGGGUGGGGGCAUGUUUCCCCAAAGUGAUAUCUAAGCAAGUUACAGAGCACUGAAUGUGUGGCAGAUUCAGAGAACUUUGCCCUUAUUGCCUGCAAAGCCUUUAACCCUAUGGGAUACUAAUGCACCCUCUUUUCUUUAGGUUUAGCAGUCUCAAUGCUUGGAACAUCAUUUGCCUUUUGGCUCCCGAUAUUGGAAUGUUUCUCACCAGUCUCACAAUCACACAACUUUGCAAGAAGAUGGUCAAGCUUCUCAACCGAAAAGCCCAGCUUCAUCCAAGGAACCAAGACCUGUUUCCUUGCGAUGAUGAAGAAGAGAUGGAAGAGGAAAUGGUAAUUAUGUAGACCUGCGUUCAAAUUUCUUGGCCUUGUAGCGUAUGAAUAAGGAUUGCAAGGGGGAAGAACAAGUGCUUUCCCUUUUUAUUAUUAUUUUGAGUUAUUAUGUAAUAUGAGAAACAAAACCCAGCAGAAACAUACAUAAUAUAUAUAUGCAUUUACACAACACAUUAAAUGCAUAAAUGAAUUAUGGGCUAGAUUAAGCAUACCACUCUUCAAAUAUUUCAUUACUGAGCUAACAAUAGACCAAGGUUUAAACAAUUUAAAUAGUUCACUCUAUCUGGUUAGUGGGGGAAACCCUAACUAUACAUAUGUUCUUAAGCUAAAUUUCAGAAAAGGCCAACCAAAAUGAUCCAGGGUUAGGAGCAAUUCACCUACGGAGAAAAAUUAUAAUAUUUGGACUUUUUGGUUUAGGGGGAAAAAAAAGACAAGUAAGGGGGCAUGUAAUAGAGGUGCAUAAGAAAGUGGAUAGGGGUGCAUAUUUUCCUCCCUCUUUCGUAAUUCUGGAACAAUGCUGAAUGUUAGAAGAUUCAGGGCAGACGAAAGACAGAACUUCUUCACGCAGCACAUGGUAAAUUUGCUCUCACCUGAUACAGGGAUGGCCACAAGUUUGGCGGGCUUUAGAAAGAGGAUUAGGCAAAAUAUAUGGAGGAUAAUGUUUUUGAUGGAGCUGCCUACACUGCCAGAAGCUGAACAUUUCUGCAUAACAGUUGCUGGGAAUCAGAGCUGUCACAAAUCCUCUUGCAUGCGUCAGGUUCUCCACUGUGAGAACAGGAUGCUAGACUAGGUGGGCCUUUGGUCUGCUCCAGCAGGACUAUGUUAUUAGAUUAUAGUACAUUUCUUCUCCUCACACUACCUAUUUCUUGAUCAUAUCCGCUGCUGGAUGUACGAAUGAAACAAGGGAUUGUUACUAGGACAGGACAUAGGAAGGUGUCUCCCACAUUCGGUCGACCACUGGGAGAACAGGAAGCUAGGCUAGAUAGACCUGCAGGGAUCUUCUUAAGCUCCUGAGUUGUGAUGUGUGCUUUCCUUUAUCCCUCUCAGUAGGGACAACCAGUUGGAAUGCAUUAAUCUUGCACGAUGAGCCGCAGACUGAGAAAUAUUUAAUGAUGGAUUAUUUGCACCGACUUCUAGGCUUUGUAUUCUGAGCUUUCAUAUCUUUGUCUUCAGCAAGGUUGCUCAUUCAUUAGGCUGAAGCGUGACAUAAACCGGGUUGCAAAAGACUCAGGAUGAGCUUAUCUCUCUUCUAGCAAUCGCCUUCAUCUAUUUAGGGACAUCGAACACUUUGGCAGUUUGAAGAAUAACCAUGAUAACUAGGUGAAACGGCAUUGUGGGCACACCAUGCUUUUGUUCCAAGUGAAACGUCGAAGUGAUUGCUAGAGUAGCAGAACAAUAUCCGUGCUGCAGGACAAAAUACUUACAUUAUGAUGUCUCAGAACCAGAGACAUUAUUAGGGGGCAGUCAAGUGGGCCCAACUCCCAAGAUUUUUGCUCUGGGCCCCAGAUCUAUACUGACUGAGCUAUCCCAGCUAUGGAUUGAUUCUUAUUUCAUUGUUUCUGGAUCUUCAGGAAUCUGAAGCAGAAACUGACAAUACUGAUGACGAGGAAAUGGAAGGUUCACCUGGGCAGGAUAAUCUGGAGAACGGCCAACAAAGAUUCCUUCUGAAACUCACUUUGUUCCUAGCGGCCUUGAGGAUCAUUUGUGAAGGUCUAUUCAGCAGUGCUGGGAAAUUGGCCGUCGUGCUUCUGUUGGGCUUAGCAGGUGGAAAUGUUCUGCACUAUUUUACUGUGAAUUUCAUGACUGACAGCUGAAUGGCUGAACUGGACUCUAUUGAGGGGGAGGGGAAGUAAUGCAAGGUGAUGUGUGUCCGUCUCCACCUGUGACAUUUCCCUCUCUGAUGGGCCAUUCACAUGUGCAAGUUGUCACUCAAGAUUAGAGUUCUCCAGUGCAUGCAUGCUCCUCUAGUAGUAUUCUCCGUUUUUUAUCAACAAGUGUUUAAUAUGUGAGAGGGAUUGCAGCUUCCUGUUCUAAAUUGUCGUAAGUUUGCCAGAGACAAAGGAUGCAUACAUUUAAAGCAUAUGACUUCUCCUAAAGAAUCCCAAGAACUAUAGUUUACCCCUCAUAGAACUGAAAUUCCCUCCCACCCCUUAACAGAUGACAUUGCCCAUGAUUCUUUGGGAGAAUUUCAUGCACUUUAAAUGCACGCUGCAUACACAGCCAAACCCAGUUUUCCAUGCAAACCUGAAAUUUUGCAUUUCGUUUCUUUAUCCAUAGGCAUCAUCCUACCUUCGGCAACUUCUGCAGUUUAUUUCUUCAUCUUCCUAGGCCUGUGCUCCUGGUGGUCUUGUCAUCGGCCAGUCAGCCCGGUUGCCUUCAACAGUUUGUGUGUUUUGGUUGCAAUAUUCAGUGCAGGGCACCUGGGUGCUUUUUACCUGUACCAGCUUCCAUACUUCCAGGACCUGGUUCCUCCUGAAGACAUUUAUGCCAGGUAAAAAGAUCAAACUCACACACUGAAGAAGAUGGUAUGUAAGAGAAAGCACAGCAGACCUUGGUUCUGAUUAAGAACUGAGCAUUAUAUGCACUAGUGUUACCUCCAGUUAUAACCAAUCAAAAAAAUAAGAGCCCUCCUGGAUUAAACCGUCAAGUCCAGCAUCAUGUUCUCACAGGUGCAUAUGGGAAACUCAGAAGCAGAACCUCAGCGCAACAGCACUCUUCCUACUUGUGCCUCCCAGAAACUAGUAUACAGGACCAUGCUGCCUCUGACGAUGGAGAUAGAACAUAGGCUUAUCCGCCAUGAUUCUCCCUCCCUCUGCAUCUCCCCACUCCCCACAUUGUUGCGAAGGGUCCCCCAGCCCACUGGAACAGAUUAGGGGGCUGCUGCAAGGGAGAGGUGGAAUCAGCAUAAAUAAUUUCCCUCCCUAUUUUCCUGGUGGAAGCCUCCCUCUGCUUGAUCAAAGUGCCUUUCAAUUUGAUCAGAUCCUGCCAUUCAAGCACCAAUGGCAGCGGUUCCUGCACCCUCCCUGUGAAACGCCCUCCCAUCAGAUGUUAAGGAAGUGAACAACUAUCUGAUUUUUAGAAAACAUCUGAAGGCAGCCCUGCAUCGGGAGGUGUUUGAUGUUUGAGGUUUUACUAUGUUUUUAUAUGUACUGUAAGCUGCACAGAGUGGCUGGGGAAAUCCAGCCAGAUGGGUGGGGUACAAAUAUAUUAUUAUUAUUAUUAUUAUUAUUAUUUCCAGUGAAAUUAAAGUUCUGCCUGGGGCCUUGAUCUAUAUGAUGCCCCAUUCACACAAGCGAUGCUGCACUUUUUCGGUGAUGAUCAGGGGUGCCAACUUAAAUAAAAUAUGGGGGGGCAGGUCCAGGCAAGCCAUGCCCCGUAUAAUCAAUCUCAUGACACGGAGCACACACAACAUUUUAAUGGCAAUGCCCAUCAACUUUGGGAGGGCUGCCCCCCUCAAAUAUUUUAUUGGGGGGACCGAAGGGACCUCGGCCCCUAGGAGUUGGCUGCUACAGGUAAAUUAGUCUUUCUUUGGCAUUAUUGCUUUUCCUCUCCUGUUUCCACAAAGAUCAAGUAGCAGCAACCUCUUCACCAUUUUCUCCAUUUCUCUAGGGUCCUGGGCUUAGCGCCACUUAUUAAGACAAACAUCACUGAGCCCUGGAAGCUCCAGGUUCAUCCCCAGCUCAGCUGGCCGGUGGCUCUGAAUCCUAUUGCCCUUCUUGUCCUCUAUUGCACUCUGGUCAUGAUGCUCCAGCGAUGGGCUCUGCCUCCUAAGGUACGGGAUAGAGUCAAAUAUGGCAUGCAUUGCCAGCUGUAUCUCUCGAGGUCUGGAAUGCCUGUCUGUUUUCUGAUUGGAUAUUGGCUGUAUAUUGAUGCUUUUGUUGGAUGGACCAGUUUUCCUCCAGCCCAUGUCAAUCUCACAUGUAUUUAAUCAUGAGUCAAUUCCAUCCCAUUUUGGGAGGUGGAUUUAGGGAAGCACGACCAGUUUGGUUGCACUGGGUGCAGAACCUCGGGAAUGCCUCAGGGAGCUGCUACCAUUUAGAAUGGAGCAUGAGAGGGUGCUGAACUUUAGCAUCACACUGGGCACCGCUGAAAUGUGAGACCCCCAAAGUCCACCACUGCCAUUUCCACAUUGAUAUGUGUGUUUGCACUCGUGUGUGUGGCUAUGGGGGCACUUCAGAACUGACUACUGUCCCACUGGUCCCUGAUCUGACAAAAUGUGAUGCAUUUCCUUUUCAAAGUAAGUGGUACCUCUGGAAAUUUUCCUCACUUGGGGUUAUGGUAUUCAUGCAACUUUGAGCCCGGACUUUGUGAAGCCUCUGUUGUACAAAAUCAAAAAUUUCAACCUUUUUUUCCUUCCCCCCUGCUCAGGAGGUUUAUGUGACAAAUGGAAGCUUUCAGAGUACUCUCCUUUUGCAGUGUCAAAGUCAUCGUAGCUGUGAAGUGAAUGCCUACAUCAAUGAAGGACACAACCUUUCCUUCUCAGGUAUAUUUUCCUGUGCGAUGGCCCCUUUGCAAGGCUUGAUUCAAAGUAUGGUCAUUUUUGCACCCUUGGGGCAUUGCAGUUUGCCAAGAUUUCAAUUGAUGAAAGAUGUGGAAUUCUUCUGUGAUUUUAAAUGUGUAAAAUGCUUUAAUCCUUGUUGUAAACCACCUUGGGAGGCAUACUGACUGAAGUACAUUACAGAAGCCUAAUUGCUCUUAAUCUUCUUAAUUUUUUUCAUCUUUACUUUUCUCUUAUUCUUCUUUCUAAGAACAACAAACAACAACUCUUUGUUAUUAUCAAGGGAUGCAGUUAUAACCUAGAAUCUCAGGCUGCCCCUUGAUGUUAUUUUAGCCAUUGCAUGUUUCAAAACGCAUUUUCCAAGGGAAAAGGAUCAAGGUGCUGUAUAGGUCAUUUAUAGGGGGAAAUGGGCAGGUAAGAGAGAGGUGCGCUUAAAGAUAACAUGGCAAAGUCUCCAAAACUUUAUUAACUGAUGCCAGACACUGGUGUGUGUGUGUUGUUGUUGUUUUGGUUAAUUUACCCUUUGCUAAAAAUUUUGCAUUUCUUGCAGAUGAGACAUGCUCUGAAAAUGCAUCAGAAACUGAUGGUGAACAGGGCACUGAAGAAAAUAGGCCUAGUACCUUUUUAGCAUUGGCACAAUUACUUAUGAAUCAGAGCUACAUCACUGCAUUGAUUGUCAUGAUGGUAAGAUACAGACUGAAAUAAAACCUCCUUCUGUGUGCAUGGAAAGAUGGAGGUUAGUCCCACAUUAUCACUUAAAAAAAAAUGGAUUUGUGGUGCUACAGUGAGAGAGCACUUUAAUCUAACUCUGCAAACCUAAAUUUCUAAUAUGCACUUGAAUCUGUCCUGGAAAGUACUGUAGUCUGAAGGCACCCUUAGUCAAAGACAUGUAUGUAGCAAUUUCAGAGUUAUAGCUGCACAUAACUUCAGAUAUCAGUAUUAACAUGCAAGUAAGGUAAAGGUAAAGACUAAAGGUAAGACUAAAGGUAAGACUAAAGGCAAGUAAGGUAAAGGUAAAGGGACCCCUGACCAUUAGGUCCAGUCGUGAUCAACUCUGGGUUGCGGCGCUCAUCUCGCUUUAUUGGCUGAGGGAGCCGGCGUACAGCUUCCAGGUCAUGUGGCCAGCAUGACUAAGACGCUUCUGGUGAACCAGAGGAGUGCACGGAAACGCCGUUUACCUUCCCGCUGGAGCAGUACCUAUUUAUCUACUUGCACUUUGACGUGCUUUCGAACUGCUAGGUUGGCAGGAGCAGGGACCGAGCAACGGGAGAUCACCCCGUGGCAGAGAUUCGAACCGCCAACCUUCUGAUCGGCAAGUCCUAGGCUCUGUGGUUUAACCCACAGCGCCACCCGCAUCCCUUAACAUGCAAGUAUGCACAGCUAAUUUUUAUUUAUUAGGGUACAGGGUCCCUGGCCCUGAUCUAGAUAGUUUAGAAGAAGUGUGCCUUAAUUUAGACUUCUUCUACAGUUUUAGGAGUCCAUAUUUGUUCAGUUGUGGGUUACAUGAUGUUUGGGACUGCAGUGUUACCCAAAAUAUAUGUCUCUCUGUGUGCAUCCAUCUCUCUGUCUAUCUUAUGUAUGCAUUUCCAGGUUUGGAGCAUCACUUAUGUCAGCUGGCUGACUUUUGUUCUGCUGAUUUGGUCUUGUGUCAUUUGGAUGUUGCGCAACCGUCGCCUCUACGCCUUGAGGAGCUCGCCUUUCCUUGUUGCCUAUGGAAAUGUCUUGGUGGUCCUCAAUUUCUUUGCAGGCCUGCAUGUUUCCAAGGAGGAACUGUUUCCUGGAGUUUCAGCCUCGUUGCUCGUGGACUUGGAUUUGAAGCCUUAUUCACUGCCCUGUGUCCACCUAGGAGUCAAGGUGAGCUUCCUUCAGUUCUGGGUUCUACUUUCAGGCUGCGAUCCUAAGCACAUGUAAUAAGUCAGGAUGGGGAUAAGAUGGAGAUGGUAGCCAGGUUUCUGCAACACACCAUGAGGAUCCGUGAAUGUUAUGCAACAUUAACUUAAGUGUUAGAUGCAGAUUUUGCUGAGCAGUUUUAUUGUACUGAACCUUAUUGGAAUCUUGCCUAUAUGCCAAAAAAAGAUUUGAGAAUUGAAUUGCAUGAGGAUGUAGCUGCUUUUGUGGGACUUUGGAAAGUUGUGCAGAUCGUUGCUGAUCUAUUCAUUAAUUAAUGUACAGUGGUUGCGAUCCUAUUGCCUAUUGGCAAAACCUAUUUGGUGUUUCGCAACUUUCCGACUAGUUGCAGGACCUUAGCCAGACCUAGCAGAGUACACGCAGAAUCCACGGAAGCAAUUGGCGACUUGGCUGCAGACAGGAUAGACGAAGCAGGAACCAGGAACUUGUAGUUAAGUGUUUAUUAUAUAUAGUGGACUAUUUACAGGAACAGAACACGGAUCUUUUGCUGGCUCUCUCUGACACGACUCACAACUCCUACACUGACACACAGAAUUCUGAACACGAACACUGAACUAACACAUUCCAGUUAGUAGCCCAUUAAUUAUCACUCCCUUGAGAGAGCUUGACCAAUCAGGGAGCGGUCUCUAUGUCUCUGUUAUCACCAGGCAGACUUACUCCUUCAGAUUGCCUUCUGGCUGUCUGCCAAACCUUAACUGACUCUGUGUGAGUAGCUGCAUGUACACAGUUUCCCAACACCUCGGUUUAAGAACAGUCCUGUUUACGAACUAUUCAGUUUACAAACUCUGCAAAACCGGAAGUAGUGUCCUGGUUUGCGAACUUUACCUCGGUCUAAGAACUGAAUCCGAACAGUGGAAGGGCACCGGCAGCGGGAGGCCUCAUUAGGGAAAGCGCACCUCAGUUUAAGAAUGGUUUCGGUUUAAGAACAGACUUCUGGAAUGGAUUAAGUUCGUAAACUGAGGUACCACUGUAUACAGUAUGCCUGUUAUACUGAGGGGUUUACAAGCCCGCUCACCCUAUAGCGUGCGGUGGCAUUGCGGGACGGAGGACGACGACACAAGUGUUAAAAUAUAAACAUCCAUAAUUGAAGUAGGCAAUAAAGCAAUCCCACUGACAGCAUUAAAAUAGGAACAUCCACGAUAAAACUAUGCAAUAAAAGAAUUCCAUUAAGCUGUCUAGAGUUGGCUCAGUUGUGUGGGGUGGUGUUGGUUGUUGUUGUUGUUAUUAAAAUGUCUGUGUGAUUUUUAUUGCAGAUUUUAUAUCUGUUUACCUUCUGGCUGUUGCUAAAGCAGUGGAUGAUGCAGAAGCAAAGGCAGAGACAAGAGGAGGAAGAAUCGCUCAAGGGAGUGAGAGUAGAUGGGGCGGCUGGUAAGAAGAUUUAAUACUUAGUAAAGUUAGCCCUGAACUACUACUAUUAUUCAUAUGUAUUUUUAAAGGUGGGUUUUACCAUCUGUAUUCAGUCCAGGGCCAACCCCAGGAAAAUUAGUUCAGAAGAGCAAAUGGGCGGCAAAGACGAUUAAUAAGGAAGCAAGGGUUUUGUCUGCUUCUAAGCACUGGGCGAUAAUAAGUGAGAAAGAAAAAUGUUUUUUUGAGGGAGAGGAGUAGUUUUAUUUUAGAAUAUACUUGUGAUAUGAUAUUGAUGACACUUCUGAAUGAUUCUCCACUUCUCUUGCAGAAACGGACAAUCCGCAAAACAUUCUUUUGGGCCUCCUUGGUUCUGCGCUGCAGGGGAUGCUUGUAAAAUACUGGAUUUACAUCUGCUCUGUCAUGUUCUUUAUCGUCAGCUUCAAUGGCAAAGUGGCCCUGUACAAAAUUCUUUACAUUGUGCUUUUUCUGCUUUGUGUGGCUUUGUACCAGGUAAGGAAAUCGGAGGCAUUUGCACUCCUGCUUUUUCCUAUUAGAAAAUUGCAGCAGCAGUUUUUGAGCUCUUUGUUAUCUGUCAGCUGUCAGUUUAGUUAGUUUAGGCUAUUUGCGGAAUACAGUGCUUCACAGAACUUGAAGCAGGAGUGGGGAGCCUUUUCCAGCAUGGAGUCUGCAUGCACUUGUGGGCAACCUUCUGGGGUUGGACUAGAUGACCCCCAGGGUCCCUUCCAUGAACUCUCUCUAUGAACUCUCUCUCUCUCUCUGAACAGUUUAAAUAUAGUUCCAUUUCGAGUUCAGACUGGGAUAAAGAUACCCACUUUCUUUCUUUUUUAUUUAUGAUUUUCAAUUUUGUACAUUUCAAUAAUAGUAAAAUCAUUUUAACAUUUCGAAACUUGACUUCCUUCCCCUCUUUCUGCGGUUCCUUAAAUUCAUUUUUUAUAUUUCCUGCAUGUUCCAAAUUAGCUUAACUUACUCAUUUAUUCAUCUACUUUAAAUAUAUACUCAUAUAAAACUGCAGGUUAUUAGAAUAAUCCUGCAGGAUACAAUAAUCCUGCCAAUGUUCUUAUCUCUUUACAGUUUAUUUGUAAAUAUUAAAAUAAACCAUUUCUAUUCUUUUAUAAAAAGUUUGUUAUCUUGUUUUCUUAUUUUUCCGGUAAGUUCCGCCAUUUCUGCAUAUUCCUUUCUUCUUUCCAUUUUUGGGCAAGUAACAUUCUUGCCACUGUAGUCACAUACAUGAAUAAAUUUCUAUAUAGUUUGGGUAGUUCUGUCCCUAUAAUUCCGAAAACGAAAGCUUCUGGUGGGGGGUGUGUGUGUGUGUGUGUGUGUAUUUCUGUUCUCAUCAUGAAGCAAAGUUUUUAACCUGAGGUACUAUUUCUGGGUUAGCGGGGUCUGUAACCUGAAGCGUCUGUAACCUGACACAUACAUAUACAGUGGUACCUCGGGUUACAGACGCUUCAAGUUACAGACACUUCAGGUUACAGACUCUGCUAACCCAGAAAUAGUACCUCGGGUUAAAAACUUUGCUUCAGGAUGAGAACAGAAAUCGCACGACGGCGUCGCGGCAGCAAAAGGCCCCAUUAGCUAAAGUGGUGUCUCAGGUUAAGAACAGUUUCAGGUUAAGAACGGACCUCUGGAAUGAACUAAGUUGUUAACCCGAGGUACCACUGUAUAUAUAUAUAUAUAUAUAUAUAUAUAUAUAUAUAUAUAUGUGUAUAUAUAUAUAUAUGUAUGUAUAUAUAUAUAUAUAUAUAUAUAUAUAUAUGUAUGUGUAUAUAUAUAUAUAUAUAUGUAUAUAUGUAUGUGUAUAUAUAUAUAUAUAUAUAUAUGUAUGUAUAUAUGUAUAUGUAUAUAUAUAUAUAUGUAUAUAUAUAUAUAUAUAUAUAUGUAUGUAUAUAUAUAUAUAUGUAUAUAUAUAUAUAUAUAUAUGUAUGUAUAUAUAUAUAUGUAUAUAUAUAUAUAUAUAUAUAUAUAUAUAUAUAUAUAUAUGUAUAUAUGUAUAUAUAUGUGUAUAUAUGUAUAUAUGUGUAUAUAUGUGUAUAUAUGUAUAUAUGUAUAUAUGUGUGUAUAUAUGUAUAUAUGUGUGUGUAUAUAUAUAUAUAUAUGUGUAUAUAUAUAUAUGUGUGUGUGUAUAUAUAUACACACACACACACACACACACACACACACACACACACACACAUAUUAUUCUAAACAUCUUUUUCAAUUCAUUAUAUAUCAUUUCCCAGUAAGCUUUAACCUUACUACAAGACCACUACAAGAUACCCACUUUCAUCCAUUUGGCCCAGAUUAUUAUGAUGUUUUCAGGACUUUCUGUGGUUUGGGGUCGAAUUUUGUUUUCAGAAUGGGGCGAAGGAACACUGAGUGCUUUGCAGUUCAGGUUGACUUGCCCAGCCCACACCUGUUAUACAAAUGCAUUUCUAAAAUGCCCACCAUACUGUGUUCAGAACCAGUACUAAGGUAUGUGGAAAUGUGGUUUCAGGUUCAUUAUGAGAUGUGGAGAAGAAUCCUGAAGAGUUUCUGGCUCACCACUGUUUUUUAUUCAAUGGUGGUGCUCAUUGCUAUCUAUGCCUAUCAAUUUGAGAUGGUGUCAGCGUUUUUCCUAAACACCUUGGAGAUAUCAGAGGAGAGGUAAGGGCUUUGUUUUAUUUAUUUACUGUGAUCUCUGAGGCUGACUGGGGAUUUGAAGCUGGGUUUCCAAGUCUUUUGUUUCUGACAUGGUAACAGCACCACCACACUGGCUCUCAUUUAAAAUAUUCAAAUCCAAAUUUUAUCUUGAAAUUCAUUAUAGCAUCUCUGGUCUAUUGCGCAAUAGUAAAAAAAAAAAUUAAAAAUGUAGAUUUUUGCUGCUGUUGAAUUAAGUUAGCACUGCCAGCUUGCUGUGACUCUGAUGUUCUUCCCUGGCAUUAUCUGCCUAAAGAGCUCUCUUUCUGGCUCUUUAUAAGAGGGUUAAUUCUGCCCCCUGUUGGCUGAACCUGUCUCUUUCUCAGGAGGAAGGAUUUGGGCAACUAAAUUGGGUCAUUUUGGUGCUAUCCCUGCAACAGGAUCUAAUCAGCACGGAUGUUUGUCUGUGUAUGAGAGAGAGGGACUUAAAAUACCAGGGAACACACACAAAUUGUCUGCACAGACCUGGGAUUGUGAGCUGUGCAAUUUGAACAUAAUUUUCAGAAUUUGCCCUAUCAAACAUUAUUUAUCUGUGGAGUACCAGAGCACUAGAACUAUUCCUAAUGAAAAGGGGUGGGGGAACCCCUCACAUCUAAACCAGUGAUUACUGUAUGCUGGGGAAAUGAAAGAACAGGGACUGAAUUAUUAUUAUUAAUGAUUAUAUCAGUUAUUUAAUUUAUUAGUGGCUUCCUAUGCAACUGUGUCUCUAAGCAACUUACAAAACUUUGAAAUGUAAAGCAUGACGUAGAACUGAAAAGGAAAGAAAAAAGAACAAUGCUUUGCAAUAUCCAUAAAAGAGACCCAAUAAAACAGCUGCAAAACCAUAUCGUCCAGUGAAUCAUCAUAAUCUGUCAAAUGCCUUGGAGAUGAAAUAAGUUUUUACCUGGCACCAAAAGGAUGACACUGGUGGCACGAGAUGGAUCUCACUGGAAUGAUUGGAUGGCUUGAGUAGGGAAAAUGCUGAAAGAAAUGGAAACAGGAGCAGAAAUUGCUGAUGUUCACUUAUUCAUUCCAUGUCCAGAAUGGAAAUCAAUCCAGGGAAUGCAAUUAUUAUUCACUGUUGUUGCUAAUUUUAUUCUGCAAGCGCUACAUACGUGAUGUUAAUUCCCCCUCCCUGCACUGCAUUUCACUUGCAUUGAAACAAACAGCCCCAACAUUGAUGGUCUGGGGUAAGGUAAUGACAAAGGGACGCGGGUGGCGCUGUGGGUUAAACCACAGAGCCUAGGACUUGCCGAUCAGAAGAUUGGCGGUUCGAAUCCCUGCGACGGGGUGAGCUCCCGUUGUUCGGUCCCUGCUCCUGCCAAGCUAGCAGUUCGAAAGCAUGUCAAAGUGCAAGUAGAUAAAUAGGUACUGCUCCAGCGGGAAGGUAAAUGGCGUUUCUGUGCGCUGCCCUGGAUCGCCAGAAGCGGCUUAGUCCUGCUGGCCACAUGACCCAGAAGCUGCACGCUGGCUCCCUCGGCCAAUAAAGCGAGAUGAGCGACGCAACCCCAGAGUCGGUCAUGACUGGACCUAAUGGUGAGGGGUCCCUUUACCUUUACCUUUAAGGUAAUGAUACUGCAAUUAAUUGCAAAAUUUGAUUACGUAAAAUUCCACCUCAGCAGGCGGUGAGACAAAUAACAUAGUUUUUGUCAGAAGCCAAAUUGCAGCAGAACGGAAACAGCGUCGCAUGGAACAAACACAGGGCAGAAUCAAAGUCAUUGCCUGCUUAACACUGAGAACCUAUUAUGUGAAUUACCUCCCAGUGGGUUGUGAUGGGUGGAUCUCUCUCCUUUCCCCUUGACAGAUUAAAAGACCUGGGUCUUGAGCGGUUCAGCACAAUAGAGCUGUUUGCAAGGAUUCUGCUCCCUGGUGCUUUCCUUCUGGCUUGCAUCUUGCAGCUUCAUUACUUCCACGAAGACUUCCUGAAGGCCACUGAUCUGGCUAAUAUUUGCAUCAGGCCACUUUCCGGAAGGUGCUAUGCAUGAUCCAUGAGUUCAUGUUCUACAAUGACAGAUAAUUGUGCAUUUGUGUGUGUGAUAGUGUGAUUGUGCAGCUUACAUUUGGAAAUGUGUGUGUGUGAAAUAUACUUGGAGUCGAGUGUGGAUUUCAUGCUCUUUAUUCAGCUCAUAGUAGUGAGGAAUGGAAGUUCCCCCAAAAUAUCUGCUUUAUAUACAUUAUUUACACAAUGGGCCGCACGUGAUUGGCUAAUUCUGGGAUUCUCCUGUAGGCCGAUCAGGUUGUGGAUUCACUUCCACCUGGAGCUGGAUUGGGUGGCUCCUGUGGACCAGUCAUACUGCUGCAUUGUUCUAGGACCAAUCAUAGAAUCAUAGAGUUGGAAGAGACCACUAGGGCCAUCGAGUCCAACCCCCUGCCAAGCAGGAAACACCAUCAGAGCACUCCUGACAUAUGGUUGUCAAGCCUCUGCUUAAAGACCUCCAAAGAAGGAGACUCCACCACACUCCUUGGCAGCAAAUUCCACUGUCGAACAGCUCUUACUGUCAGGAAGUUCUUCCUAAUGUUUAGGUGGAAUCUUCUUUCUUGUAGUUUGGAUCCAUUGCUCCGUGUCCGCUUCUCUGGAGCAGCAGAAAACAACCUUUCUCCCUCCUCUAUGUGACAUCCUUUUAUAUAUUGGAACAUGGCUAUCAUAUCACCCCUUAACCUCCUCUUCUCCAGGCUAAACAUGCCCAGCUCCCUUAGCCGUUCCUCAUAAGGCAUCGUUUCCAGGCCUUUGACCAUUUUGGUUGCCCUCCUCUGGACCCGUUCCAGUUUGUCAGUGUCCUUCUUGAACUGUGGUGCCCAGAACUGGACACAGUACUCCAGGUGAGGUCUGACCAGAGCAGAAUCCAGUGGCACUAUUACUUCCCUUGAUCUAGAUGCUAUACUCCUAUUGAUGCAGCCCAGAAUUGCAUUGGCUUUUUUAGCUGCCGCGUCACACUGUUGGCUCAUGUCAAGUUUGUGGUCAACCAAGACUCCUAGAUCCUUUUCACAUGUACUGCUCUCAAGCCAGGUGUCACCCAUCUUGUAUUUGUGCCUCUCAUUUUUUUGCCCAAGUGCAAUACUUUACAUUUCUCCCUGUUAAAAUUCAUCUUGUUUGUUUUGGCCCAGUUCUCUAAUCUGUCAAGGUCGUUUUGAAGUGUGAUCCUGUCCUCUGGGGUGUUAGCCACCCUCCCAGUUUGGUGUCAUCUGCAAAUUUGAUCAGGAUGCCCUUGAGUCCAUCAUCCAAGUCGUUGAUAAAGAUGUUGAAUAAGACCGGGCCCAAGACAGAACCCUGUGGCACCCCACUAGUCACUCUUCUCCAGGAUGAAGAGUGGCAAUCAGACUGCUGCAUUCUGAAUCCUAUUGUUCUAGGACCAAUCAGACUGCUGCCUUUUGGAUCCUAUUCAACUCAGUACAUAACAGUGUGUGUGUCCCAUCCACCACCAAGGAACAUGUAGGUGACAUCCGCACCAGAUAUUUAAAGCACAUGGCUUUUCCCCAGAGACUCUUGGGAACUGUAGUUUAACCCUACAUAGCUACAUCUCUCAGUACCCUUAACGAACUACAGUUCCCAUGAUUCUUUGGGAGAAGUCACGUGCUUUUAAUGUGCAUUGAAUGUGAUUUAAAUGACCACAAAAAGUAAUAAUUCCACUCUAUUUUGUGCUGGCCAGAGCACAUCUGGAGUACUAUGUCCAGCAUCUUAUUUUGUUUUUAAUUCAUUGUCACGGCACUUAGGUAGAGUAGAGGUCUAAUAUUCCUAUGAUAUUGAUGGUGAGACUGAAAAUGUUUUUUGUUUAAAAAGCAAAAUACUCUUCAGUCGUGUAGUGUUAGCCUGCAGCAGCUGGAGUGAAGUAUUGAGGUUAUGUUCUGUUCUGUUUCUCCCCAGUGACAGCAACACUGAGACGCAUGUGCAUUUCCUGGCUAAUAUGUGAGUUGGCUUUCUCUCGUUAAUCGUUUUAAUGCUUUCCCUUGUAAUCUGCUUCAUAUGUCUAAUAUAAAGGGGGGCAGGGUGAAGCUGAAUACAGCAAGGAGAUUAAAGAACAUCAAACAGUGGACGGCUGAAAUUUUGUAUGUAAGGGGGCAAUUAUGAGGAAGGAAAGAGCAGAAAACAGGGGAACAAUCUGAAUGAAAUAACUAGGAUUUCUAAUUUACCAUCUCCUUAAAUUUUGGCAAACAUCAGCUGUGGGGGAGCCCCAGUACAGAUCAGACUGGGACACCAAGAAGGCUCACUGGCCCUCAGUGAAAAUCCCCUUCCCUAACACUAUUUGCUCCAUUAGGGAAAACCUAAGUGUGAUCUGGUGUGAUUUCUCAAUUGAUCCUGGUUAGGAUUCCAUUUCCCCAAACCACUACUAUUUUGAAGAAUUUAUUCCACGAGUCUUCUGCCCCAACACUUAUUCUGUGAUAACUGCCUUGAUAUCCCAUUAUAGGCUGGCUGGGUGAAAUCACAUAGGACUCAGCUACGCAGCUGCAAAUAAAACGUUUUAGGUGUAUUGUAAAGUGCUUUUGUACAAAUGUGACAUAAGAUGGCGAUGGUGAGCUAUGGCAAAUUCAAUAUAUUUUUCAAAACGUUUUCACAACGUUUUUCAUAUGUGUCUAGAUUCCACAAUAGUGUCACUGUCAGCCACCCAGGUAGAUAUGCUGGCAAAUGCCAAUCCCAGGAGAAUUCUAGUCUACGUGAACAGCCUGACAUUUGCUCAUCAUUUUCACAAAGCCAAGACAUUGCAAAGCCUAUAGACCGGAAAUUAUUUACCACUUGGAAAAUUAGUAAGAAGAACUUUGAACAAAGUUCCUGAGAAUCUUUUUGGCUGUAUUAAUUGGAAAACGUUUCCUGGAACAAUCCAACCAGGAUGAUGCUCUUAGGCUAUCUUGGGACUGCCAGCGAUGGUCCUUCUUUUGUUUGUUGACCAAACUGGCUGGGCUUGUUGGGAACAUUUGCAUUAAUAAGUAGGAAACAGCUGGGCUGGCCCUAUAUGAGAUGACAGCAGAUGCCCUUCUCCCUACCCAAUGUCAUGGUCUAUAGUACCCAAGGCAGGUGAAGUUGUUGUUUUUUUAAAAGAAAUACAGUGGUACCUCAGGUUAAGUACUUAAUUCAUUCCGGAGGUCUGUACUUAACCUGAAACUGUUCUUAACCUGAAGCACCACUUUAGCUAAUGGGGCCUCCUGCUGCCGCCACGCCGCCGGAGCACAAUUUCUGUUCUUAUCCUGAAGUAAGUUCUUAACCUGAAGCACUAUUUCUGGGUUAGCGGAGUCUGUAACCUGAAGCGUAUGUAACCCGAGGUACCACUGUAUUAUAGUUUAGUAUUAUCAUUGUACAAAACGGGAAUGCUCACAAAUAAUUUUAUAAGAUUACAAUAAAUUAAAAACACCACAUAGUUGUGCAGUGGCUUAAUAUUUAUCAUUCCAAAACUGAAGAGGAAGAAUUCAAGACUGCACUCUUCCAAUUGUUCCUUCUGCAUGAGCAUUUCAGCCCUGCCAGGUGGGAGUCUGUGCACUGUUCUGCGGGUUCUUCUGACUCCCUGCCCAUCCAGAUUCAAGUCUUUUGGGUUUAUAAUGCAAUUCUUGAUACUGUGUUUUUGUCCCCCGUAUUUUCAGGCUUAAGGAACAUAUCCUGAAGCUGCAAAGUAGGUAAGCUUGAAAAGAGGGACACGGCAAAUAGAAACGUAUUUGAAUUUGUUUGACCUUCUAAGUCUUUUUUUUUUUGUAUAUUUUUUAUUAGGAAUUUCAACAUAACAAAUUUAGCAAAGACAUAGCAUACUCAUUUUUUCCCUCCCCCCUCCCCAAAAAGGAAAAACCCACCCCCCGACUUUCCUCAGCUCCUCUCUCUGGUUUUUCAGCACAUGUUAUUCUCUGCAUGUUAUAAAAUUGUAAAUAUCCUUAAUUUAUCUAUCUAUAUAUUACCAAUAAAAAAAUUGUGUAUGUUUAUUCAAAACCUGCCAAGGAGUCCAGUUCAUUUUGUUGUUUCUUUAAAUACUUUGUAAAGAGUUCCCAUUCUUCUUUAAAAUCACAGUUGUCCUUAUCACGUAGUUUGUGCGUCAAUUUCACCAAUUCCGCAUAGUCCAUCAAUUUCUCUUGCCACAGUUCUUUAGUCGGGAUUUCUUCAUUCAUCCAUCCUUGUGCUAUUAAGACUCUUGCCGCCAUUCUCGCAUACAUGAAGAUGUUUUUCAAUUUCCUUGGCAGGUCUUUUCCUACAAUCCCUAGCAAAAAAGCUUAAGGUUUUUUUUUUACAAAUGUUAAUUGGAACAUUUUCUUCAACUCAUUAUAUAUCAUGACCUUCUAAGUCUUUUGAUGCAGAGAAGAUCAUGACAUGUUGCCUGAAUCCCAUAAAGGAGUUGGAAUGUGAAUUGAGAGCAUAUACUGGAUCAACAUUUGCACAGAUAAACACAGGCCUCCUUGCACUAGGCUGUCAGGGGUUUAGACUGAGCAGAGGCACCGCUCCACUCAACUCUCCUGAUUAAGUGGGUCUCCUACCGGCUGUGGUAACUUAUCCCUUCCUCCAUCCCCCUAUUGAAUGUGAGCAGGACUGAGCUAGACUAGGAUCUGCUGGAUUCCAAUCUAGCCUCACAGCAGCAGGCCCAAUCUGGACCCAAUUUCUAUGGCAUCCUGGAGCUGGCACCGGAAUUGGACCCAAUUGUCCUGCCCCCCCUUGGCUGCCACCACGACUGGACUGUGAAUGCAACAGUGUCACCACCACUCCACAAAGCCCCAUGGAUGGGUGGUAGGAUUGCAGCCUUACUAAGAGGAUUUUAGCUUAUCUGCACUGAAGUUUAUCUGCACACAUUGUAAGGCAUAUUCAUUUUUUGCACAAUCAGCAGUGCAUUAACUCAUUCUUCAUGCAUAACUGAAGCUGCACUGGAGCAACUAUAGUUAGGCUGGUAUUUUCAGGUAUAGCCAUACAUCAAGCUUGCAUAAAUUAUGACCAGGCCAUAUGUAGUUUGCCAGACAUAUUUUGGCUCAUUGUGUUGGGUGAACCAGACCAGUGUGUUGCUAAAAUCUAGGCGUACUCAAUAACAUAAGCAAAGCCACGCUGGCCAUGCAAUAAUGGUGGCUUUUUGCUGUUUUCCUGUGUUUUCCACAGGCUGGCUGCUGAACAACUACAAGAUGACAUUGAAGAUGGACCGGAGAAGCCUGAGAACUCAGCAGUAGGUGAAAACAUGGGGAAGUGCCACCAGGCGAAACUGGGUAAUGAUGAACAGCUAGCUCCUGUGCUGAAAGUAUAACUAAGCAUGGAAACAAGCCCGCCAUUUUGGUUUAUGCCAGUAAAUAGAGCCUGCUUCUUGCAAGCAUAGAUGCGCUCCAGGUUGCUCCUCCCCUAGUCCUUGUAUUGUUAAAGCAGAACUGAGAGCAUCACCUUCACCAGAUUAAACUCAUUAUGGGAAGCCAUAGCAGCAGAUCUGCCUUAUUGCCGAUUGCUAUGCUCUUCCUUCAUCCCUCCUCUUUGCAAAUCACACUUUGCUUCUCCGUCUAUUGUUUUGCAUUAUUUGAAAAGUUAUCCCCCCCCCCACUCCUGUUUCCUUAGUGGAAAAGAUGAGCAAAUGGACAGAAGUGGUUGACAGUGUGGUGCCUCAUCUCCUGAAGCUCUUGGCAACGAUUCAAGCAAUGCAGGCGUUUGCUUGGCGAUUUCUGGAGCUCCACAUCCUGAAGAUUCUGUCCACUUGGAUUAUCUGGAUCACUGUACACGAGGUCAGCUAAUAACUAUCAUGCUUGACUCAAAGCCUGAAGGGAGACCCAGAAAGCAGAGUGAAAAUCCAGGCAAGGAGGUCUGGACCAUGGACAGCUCUGAAUGGAGUUGGAACAAGCUCCUGAGCUUGGACCCAAGAGCAGCAGGCUAGGAUGUUGCUCCAGCAAAGGUCUGGAGCCAACUGAAAUUUAAUUAAGCUGCAGGCAGAUCAGGUUUUUAGCUCCUCUGCUGGAGAAACCUUUAUCACGCAAGAGGGUGAUGCUUGAUUCUUCAGGUGUUGACUUUGCAGUGCUAGUGGUCCUGAAGCCAUGGAGCCGGUAGCAGUACUGGUGGCAAGGGUCUCUGUUUCCUGCCAGUGGGUCCACACAGCCCUGGCCUUGCCACCAACCUGCCCUGUCCCAAUGCCAUCCAGGUGAUUUGCAGUGAUGCCUGUUUUGGGAGGGCAGCUUCGAGGCUGUGCCAUAUGACACAGGACUUCCUAAUUUGAAGGUAUCUAUCUGUACCAAGGAAUGGACAGGCCCAUCAAAGUUUGGCCCAUCCCAGUACUUCACGGGGAUGGGACUAAGUCUGCCUCACCCCCUUUCCAUGGAGAGUCUUUAAAAUCUGUGUGAAAACACACAGAUCUUUUUAAAAGUACUUGUGAGUUGGUGCAAGUGUUCAGAGGCAGCUCUGAAACGCAUGUGCAUGGCUGUGGAUUGUGAAGUAGACCCACAAUCUGAUCUGGGUCAUGAUCCACCCAGAUCAAAUCAUCUGAGCCUACUUUGGAAUCUGAAUUUGGUGUCCCUGUCCAUAUGUGACCUUACUGGUCCUUGUUCAGGCAAAAUGUUAGCACCCACUUCCUCCAUAACUGCAAUGUAUUAAAAUGUUUAUCGCAAAGUGACUUCAGUCGUUGUUGUUUCUGUUGGUGUUUGACGUUUUACAUUGGUUCACAGGUGUCUUUGAUGAACUACCCUUUCUUCAUCCUCUGGGCAUUUGCCCUUCCAUAUUCCAAGCUGUGCCCACACGCCUCCAGGAUCUGUACGUUUUGGUCCUGCGUGAUGGUCUUCUGUAAAAUGGCAUACCAGCUGAAAUUUGUCAAGCCUCUGACAUAUUCUUCAAACUGCACACAGGUCUGCUUGCUAAUGUACCAAGGACCCAAACUUCUGAAGAAUUUUCUGUGCUUGCUUGUGAUUUCCUUAGAGCAAGGCUGGGGAAUCUCCAACUCACGGCCAAACCUGGCCUGUCUGAGGGUCCAUUUUGGCUCGCAAGGCUAUUCCCGACUCACCUGCCCAUCAGCUGAUGUCACUUAGCUAGGGCUGCCAUACAGCCAGAUUUCCCCAGACAUUAACGGGAUUUCAAAGGCGGAAUUGAUGUCUGGGGGGAAUUUCUGAAAGGUGGAGCUUUGUCCUUAGGCAAAUCAACUGAAAAAUCACAUUUUGGGGGGGCAUUUUGGGUGGAAAACCCCCCAUCAACUUUCGGGAUUCCUGACAUGUCCUGGUUUUGGGGUGUAAAAAUGGUGGCAAAUUGGCAAAAUGGGGGUUUGUUUUGUGCUGGUGGGUUUCUAAAAAAAAGCUCAACAAUAUUGGGGUCUUCCUAAAAAGUUCAGCAUCUUUCUGGGUGUCCUGGUUUUUACUCUUUGAAAUAUGGCAGCCCCACACUUAGAAAUGCUUGUCUCCUCAGGGGCUUCAGUCAAAUAUGACUUAUUAUCACUACACCAACAUGGAUGAAUUACUGGAAAAGUCAUUGUUGUACAAGGCCCCUGUUGACCCAGCGCAUUGGUUUGGCGGGCUAUUGAAGUGCAGUGACAAUGUUCUCCCAUGUCUAAAGGUAUGGAUCUUGUUUAAACACUCGUGUUAGGGUAAGUAAACACUUAGAUAUCGCAGUCAUUUCAAAAACACUUGAUUAUGUGCGAGUCAUACAUACGAAGGCCGGCCCUGCUACUGGGUAGAGUGGAUAUUUGUCCAGACCCUUGGUUUGUGUCAGCCACCAACCAACUCACAUUCAGUGUGGUACAAGGAAUAAUCUAGCUGUGGGUGGGGCAGGCAUUGUUCCUGUUGUUUACUGGGCAUUCUUGUGAAGCGUUCUUCUUUCUUUCAUUUUGUAGAAUCACCUCACCAUUCUGGGUCUUAUGGCUCUAGAGGCCACAGUGCAUCGCCACCAGCUUUUUUACCGAAUUCAGAACCAGCUGGUGCCGCCUCCCACGGGGAGCGUUUUUUAUGACGUGGCCCGGGAGAAUCUGGAUGAUGGGCUCCUGAGUUGCAUCAAAUACUUUGCCAAUUACAGUUUCUACAAGUUUGGACUAGAGGUAAAAAAUGAUUGGCAAGAGAGGAGCUGGGUUGGGAGGCUGGAGGUCCAAAGAGGUUUGGUUUAGAGAGGGACACAUUUCAGUACCCAGUUUCAUGAACGGGGAGAGAAAGCAGUUUGUGUCGCCCACAUGCAAAGGAAGGAAGUCUCAUGAGAACUGGACAGUGCAAAUGGUGAACUGGCAGCCACAGCUAUCGCCACAGAAGCACUUUUACUUAAUACACACCUGAACAGAGACAAUUAGCAGUGUGAACUGGCCCACAGACCAGGUGUUUCGGUGUAAGCCUCCCCCCCCCCCCGUGGUACAGAUGCCAUUGGCUCACUCCUUUUUAUAUUUCUUUCACACACACAAAUGUCAUUUACUGCCUUAAAGAGUAUUUUUCAUAACUGCAGUCAAGGAAAGAAAGCACUUGUCUAUUCUUGAGAAGUGAGGUGAUGUUCCUCUGAAGCUGUUGCUUUCAGCCUGCUCCCACCUUCCUUUUGGAAAAAUGUGAUUUGUGAUUUUAAAAUAAAUUUAAAGUCACCCUUCCACUACAGGUUCAGCAGAAUCAAACCAGGGUCAAACUAUUUAGCACUGUCAACUCAUGUGAUCCAAAAGUGUGGUUCUUGAUGUGGUUGAUAAUGAUAUGGAAUCCUCCCUCCUUGCCUGCCCAAUUUUCAGCUGUUAUUGGUUUGGAAAAUAUGCCUCUCCUUCCUUCCUUCCUUCCUUCCUUCCUUCCUUCCUUCCCUUCCCUUCCCUUCCCUCCCCUCCCCUCCCCCCCCUUACACAAUCUCUUCCCACCUUGGAUCAAAUCUAUGCUUCCAGGUGUCAUAAGAAAGCUGCAGAGAUAGUGCAGGAUAGUGCACACCCCGGAAAUGAUCUCUUUCCGCUUCUGCCUUCUGGAAGAAGGUACAGGGGUUAUAAAGACUAGGACUAGCUGCCUGAGAAACAGUUUUUAUCCAAAUACGAUUUUUGUUUUAAACGCAGUGUAAGGUAGUCUCUGUGGGAGUAUAUUGUAUUUAAUUAUGGGGUAUCAGAGUUUUUAGGGGGGUAACUAGGCUAGGAUAGCUGGGAUAGCAAGCUUGUUGGUUUUUGAACGUCUGGUGUGGAUUUUUUUCAAUUUCGUUGUUCUGUAUGGGACAAUGACAAUAGAGAUUAUCGUAUCGUAUUGUAAAAAUAAAUCUACUUGAGAACUUCCUCAACUUUUAAACUUUUCUUUUUUAAAGAAGAAAUAGCAACAAAUUAAAAGCAGCUGUGAAAGGUUGGUUGCUUCCCUUCCUUAAGCAGCAGCACUUCGUGGCUUUGCAGAAGGGAAGGGCACCACAACUAAACAUCUGCCAGGUAGUGCUUUAAGAGACAGAUCGAUGACCCCUGAAAAUUCACCAGAGGUGUGGCCUGGCUGGGAUGAGCUGAUUACUACUGUGCAAGCUCCUAGGCCUCAUUAGCCCCACCCCCCUUAAAUCAGCUUAUUGUACAUAAGCAGCAGAGGUCAAGACACACAACACUGCAUGCCGUUUAGAUUCCCACAGCAUUUUGUUGUGCCGACCCCCUUCUUUGCCACCCUCACUUUUCAUUAAGAAUGAAACAAGAGCCUUCCUGAAUGAGGCCCAAGGCUCAUCUGUUCCAGUAUCCCGUUCUCACGGUGGCCAACCAGUUGCCUAUGGCAAACUUGCAGUCAGAACCUGAGUGCAACAUCGCUAUCUCCACACUUGUGAUUCCCAGCAACGGACGUUUGGAGACAUACAGUGUCUUACAUCAGACAUCUUUCAUAGCCAUCCUGGUUGGCUAGAGAUUAAAACACUAACCCAGUUCUUAGGAUGCAAUUACUCCCUCCCCCGGGUGCAUUUUCUUCCGCAGAAAUUAUACCAGACUACACUAUUGUUGGGACGUGGGUGGUGCUGUGGGUUAAACCACAGAGCCUAGGGCUUGCCGAUCAGAAGGUCGGCGGUUCGAAUACCCGCGACGGGGUGAGCACCCGUUGCUCGGUCCCAGCUCCUGCCAACCUAGCAGUUCGAAAGCACAUCAAAGUGCAAGUAGAUAAAUAGGUACCACUCUGGUGGGAAGGUAAACGGCAUUUCCGUGCGCUGCUCUGGUUCGCCAGAAGCGGCUUAGUCAUGCUAGCCACAUGACCCGGAAGCUGUACACCCACUCCCUCGGCCAAUAAAGCGAGAUGUGUGCCGCAACCCCAGAGUUGUCCGCAACUGGACCUAAUGGUCAGGGGUCCCUUUACCUUUACAUUUACACACAGUUAUAAACAACACCCCUGAAUUUCACACCCUCCAAGUGUCCCUGUUUUCCAGGGACAGUCCUGGAUUUACAGAAGCCGUCCUGGUUUCUGAUUUGAUGCCAGAAUGUCCCGUUUUCUCUUAGGACAUCCCUAUUUUCAUCAGAGAAAUGUUGGAUGGUAGGAUGCCCCUUUUUCAUUGGAUAAAUGUGAAAGUUGUAGAACUUCCAAGCCAAGGAGAUAAGUAACUAUACAACCUUUGGAAGACAUUUGAAGGCAGUUCUGUAUAGAGAAGGGUUUUAAAAAAACGAUUAAUGAUUUAUUAUGCUUAUAUAUAUUGGAAUCUGCUCAGAGGGCUAGGGAAACCCAGUCGGAUGGGCAGGGGAAUAAUGAUGAUGAUGAUGAUGGAAUAGAUAAAUAUGCUGAUAUGCAUAGAUUAAAUAUGUAAAGAUGAACCAGUUAAAAGUAGGACUAACAAUGGAUAGAUAACAAACAGGAUAAUGUCACAAUGUAAAAUAUACGUUAAUUCAUAAGAAGUCGAGUUGUGGUGGAGGGAAGUCACAUGGGUGUAUUUUAUUGUCUUUAUUAUUUCAAUGUACAAAGGGUUUGCCUCUGUUGAUUUGUAACUGUAAAAUAGGUAUUCUUUUGUGAUCAAUAAACAGACUAAAAUAAAUAAAUAAAUAAAUAAAUAAAUAGUCCCUAUUUUCAUGGAAGAAAUGUUGGAGAGUAUGGAAUUUCAGCUUGCCAAUUACAGUUUCUUUUUUGAGCACAGGAAGCACAUGAAAAACACCUGGGGUGCUCCUGAAUACGUCCCCCCCCCCUUCUGCUCUUUCAGAUCUGCUUUGUGGUUGCCAUCAAUGUGAUUAGGCAGCGUAUGGACUUCUAUGCCCUCAUCCAUGCCAGCUGGCUGAUUUACCUGUUGAGCCGCCGGCGGAGGAAAGCCAUGGCUGAAGCCUGGCCCAAAUACUGCUGCUUCCUCGCCAGCAUUGCAGCCUUCCAGUAUCUCCUCUGCAUUGGUCUCCCACCUGCUUUAUGCCAAGGUACAUGCAGAACGGUGUGUUCUAGCAGGUAGCAGGGCAAGUACUUUGGAGGGGGGACGUGUCGUCUAAUUUAGGAUGAGCAAAAGGGUGACUAUGCCGUCUGCUGGAUAGCCAAAGUUUUGCCUCUUGGCAGUUCCCUGUGAAUCAAAUGUGCCCAGACAGUAAGCUCGGAAAUUAGUUUAAGAUGCUUUGUAUAAUGCAGAUAAUCUCUUUACUGGCAGAUUAUCCGUGGAGAACCUCUCACUGGCUGCUCCAUUCAAAUCUGAUUAAGUGGCUGUAUCUGCCCGAUUUUGCCAAGAGGCCGGAUGCUAGUUGUCUCCUUUGUAAGUAUAAUCUGUAAAGGCAUGGGACACCUGCUUAACAGGCGUUAAUAGCUGUUUCUUCCAGAGGAGGAAACAUCUAAAUUGUGGCAUGAUAUAGUUUGUCAGGUAACAUGGGAAAACGUGAAAAGCCGGGUGGGUUAAUAGCAAACUGGGACACAGGUGGCGCUGUGGGUUAAACCACAGAGCCUAGGACUUGCCAAUCAGAAGGUUGGCGGUUCGAAUCCCCACAAUGGGGUAAGCUCCCAUUGUUCGGUCCCUGCUCCUCCAACCUAGCAGUUCGUAAGCAUGUCAAAGCGCAAGUAGAUAAAUAGGUACCGCUCUGGCGGGAAGGUAAAUGGCGUUUCCGUGUGCUGCUCUGGUUCGCCAGAAGUGGCUUUGUCAUGCUGGCCACAUGACCUGGAAGCUGUACGCCAGCUCCCUCGGCCAAUAAAGCGAGAUGAGCGCCGCAACCCCAGAGUCAGCCACGACUGGACCUAAUGGUCAGGGGUCCCUUUACCCUUUACCAUUGGUUCAUGUUUUCAAAUGUGGCCCUCCAAAGUUCUCUGUGUGGCCCUUGGGACUCUCUCCACACCACACUCCCUCCUCAGCCACACUUCCUCUUUCCAGACCUUUUGAGUGUUUUUGCCAGCUUGUCCUUGAACUCUGAUAAUGUCCUUUGCUUGCCCAGAUGAAGGACAGAGAUGGGUGUUUGUGUGGAGAAACCAGCCUACUCUACAAAGCCUAUGAAGCGGUCCAUAAAUUUGUUUAAUACUGCCGCUGCUACUGCUACCGUUUGCUCUGUCGUCCAAAGCCGCACGAUGGUUUGUUUCAAACAAACCAUGAGCAGUAAGCCAAGAACAAACCUUGGUUGCUCUACCUUCUUUUUUAAAAAAGAAAGUUUACAAUUAAAAAGCAGGGAGAAAAUAUUCCAAAUAAAUCAAAUCUCUUUCCUUGCCUCCUCUCUCCCCGCUUGCAGAUGACUUCCUGCUUCUGCUCGCCACCUCUCUCCAGUGGCAGGUGUUUGAAGAUGAGAAUAAGCUGGUUGUGAGAAUGCAGGCUGGAGACAAUGUAGAGAUCAGCCACAGCCUCGACCCAGCUGGGCUAAGCGAGUACAGUCUGGUACCAAACUUUAUCCACUGCAGGCAAGAAACUGUAUUUGGGGCCUAGGAGUCUGUGUGCUGUGUGUGUGUGUGUGUGUGUGUGUGUGUGUGUGUGAGAGAGAGAGAGAGAGAGAGAGAGAGAGAGAUUGCUCCAUAAAGCAAAUAAUAAUAAUAACAAUUUAUUAUUUAUACCCCGCCCAUCUGGCUGAGUUUCCCCAGCCACUCUGGGUGGCUCCCAAUCAAAUGUUAAAAACAGUACAGCAUUAAAUAUUAAAAACUUUCCUAAACAGGGCUGCCUUCAGAUGUCUUUUAAAGAUAGGAUAGCUGCUUAUUUCCUUCACAUCUGAAGGGAGGGUGUUCCACAGGGUGGGCACCACUACUGUCCAUUAGGACAAGUCAAAGUGACACUUGUUUGAAGAUAUGAGAGCCACAUAACAGAAAUGCUUGCUCAAUAUAACAUAGCCCCCUCCAGACUGGUAGCUUUCCCCCAGGUAUAUUAUGCAACAUAUACUGAUGCAAUAAUAGUGCGUUAGUGUGAAUUUAUACUGGACCAUUGAUCCACUCUGAAAUAGUGACCAUCUGGCAGUGCAGGCUGGUCCAUUAGGACAAGUGGAUCUCUGCUCUCCAAGCUCCUAAUUACUUACAACCAGUCCAGAAGGUGGCACUGGCUGUCAGCUUCCUCUUCCUGAGUGUUGCCCUUGCAGAAUUCAGCAGGGAGCAGGAUGGGGGCAAAACAAGAAGAGUUAGUUGGCUCCACCUACCAUUGGUUCUGGCUUCACCUACCAUUAGCUCUGGCUCCCCCUACUGGUAGCCUCCCUACCUUCUACCCUAUCAGCUCCAUUGAGCGCCAACUGAUUGGGCACCUGGAAAUGCCCCCGUGUCACAGCUAUGCCAUUUGUGAUUUGUUCAUCUCUUGUUUCUUUCAGGUCUUAUCUGGAUUUGGUGAAAGUGAUUUUGUUCAGAUACCACUUUUGGUUUGUCCUUUGCCUGAUUUUUAUGACCGGGACAACAAGGAUCAACAUCUUCUGUGUGGGCUACCUCUUGGCCUGUUUCUACUUCAUGCGUUUUGGGCAAAGCCUCCAGCUGAAGCCAGUCAAAGACAUACUCAGACUGUGGGACUAUCUGAUCGCAUACACAGCUUUGGUUAUAGCCACGAAGAACCUCCUUGCCGUAUGUAUUUGUCAAGCUAGCAGAGGUUGAGCAAAAUUAUCACCUUACCCGUAGUUGUUGUCCCAUAAUGGACUGUGAUCUCGGUUGCUCCAGUAGGCCACCUCAGGGAUAGGUACAAGUGUUUAUUUAGAUGUGGAAAUAAUGCACAAGGAUGACCCCUGUUUAACCUGAGAUGUUGCUCAUACUAUCUUUUAUUGUUUGAUGCUUUCGUGUGUUCUUUUAUACUUCGUUGGAAGUUGCCCAGAGUGGCUGGGGCAACCCAGCCAGAUUGGAGGGUUACAAGAAAUAAAUCAUCGUCAUCAUUAUCAUCUCACUGAAUUGGAUGGCGGCUAACAGAUUGAGGUUGAAUCAUGACAAGACAGAAGUACUGUUUUUGGGGGACAGGAGGCGGGCGGGUGUGGAGGACUCCCUGGUCCUGAAUGGGGUAACUGUGCCCCUGAAAGACCAGGUGUGCAGCCUGGGAGUCAUUCUGGACUCACAGCUGUCCGUGGUGGCACAGGUCAAUUCUUUGUCCAGGGCAGCUGUCUACCAGCUCCAUCUGGUACGCAGGCUGAGACCCUACCUGCCCGCAGACUGUCUCGCCAGGGUGGUGCAUGCUCUGGUUAUCUCUCGCUUGGACUACUGCAAUGCACUCUAUGUGGGGCUACCUUUGAAGGUGACCCAGAAACUACAACUAAUCCAGAAUGUGGCAGCUAGACUGGUGACUGGAAGCGGCCGCCAAGACCAUAUAACACUGGUCUUAAAAGACCUACACUGGCUCCCAGUACGUUUCUGAGCACAAUUCAAAGUGUUGGUGCUGACCUUUAAAGCCCUAAACGGCCUCGGUCCAGUAUACCUGAAGGAGCGUCUCCACCUCCAUCGUUCUGCCCGGACACUGAGGUCCAGCACCGAGGGCCUUCUGGCGGUUCCCUCGCUACGAGAAGCCAAGUUACAAGGAACCAGGCAGAGGGCCUUCUCGGUAGUGGCACCCGCCCUGUGGAAUGCCCUCCCACCAGAUGUCAAAGAGAACAACAACUACCAAACCUUUAGAAGACAUCUGAAGGCAGCCCUGUUUAGGGAAGCUUUUAAUGUUUAAUAGGUAAUUGUAUUUUAGUGUUUUGUUGGAAGCCGUCCAGAGUGGCUGGGAAACCCAGCCAGGUGGGUGGGGUAUAAAUAAAUUAUUAUUAUUAUUAUUAUUAUUAUUAGUUUGAAAGGGCCAGUCUGGAGCUUAUAGGAAUGCAUUAGAGUCCCUCUGAACUGUCAUCUUUUCCUCCUCCUCUUUGCCCACAGAUUGGAGCAUGUGCGUACCUUAGUAAAUUACAAACAAACCAUUGUUGGCUAAUUCAGACCUUUGGUAUGUUCUGCACAAUACCAGGAUAUGACGUAGGUAAGUAGGAUGUGGAAAGAGAGACCCUCUGGCAUUUCAACUUACAUUAAACACUUUUGAUGAGAAACACAGUUUUCUUCUACCUUUUCUUUUUUGUAAAAAAAUACCUUCUUUCUCCCUCUCCCCCUCUCUCUCUCUCUCUCACACACACACACACUUUACAUAUUCUAACAUAGACCAUAAAUUACUUUAUCCAUUGAUGUCCCGUCAUCCCUUUCCACAGUUUCCAUAUUUAUCCUUGAAUGCUGCAUAUUUCACAUAUAUUAUUCAAUACAUCCAUUUUUACCUAUUUAUCUUAAUCACUAAUGCUGUUGCUCAAUAUUUCAAGUCCUCAUGUUUUCAUCUUGCUAUAGUAGCUGUUCAAAUACUCAAUAAAGCGUCUCUGGCCCUCAGUGAAUUUUUCGUCAUUUUGGUCUCUAAUCUUUGCUAUUAAUCUUGCCAGUUCUGCAUACUCCAUCAUUUUUAAAAGCCAUUCUUCCUUUGUUGGAACCACUUCUUCUUUCCAUCUUUAGGCAUAAAGCAUUAGUGCUGCUGUCAUUAUAUACGGUGGUACCUCGGUUUAAGAACAGUCCUGUUUAUGAACUAUUUGGUUUAUGAACUCUGCAAAACCGGAAAUAGUGUCCCGGUUUGCAAACUUUACCUCGGUCUAAGAACGGAAUCCCAAUGGUGGAAGGGCACCGGCGGUGGGAGACGUCAUUAGGGAAAGUGUGCCUCUGUUUAAGAACGGUUUCGGUUUAAGAACAGACUUUUGGAACAGAUUAAGUUCAUAAACCGAGGUACCUCUGUACAUAAAUAAAUUAACCAACUCUUUUGGUACAUCAUUAUCUAUAAUUUCUAAAAAUAAAAGCUUUGAGUUUCUUGGGAAUCAUCAACUUGAACAUCUUUUUAAUCUCAUCAUAUGUCAUUUCCCAAUAGUCCUUAGCUUUUUUACGUCCACCACAUAUGGAAAAACGUUCCUUUUGUCAUUUUGUACUUCCAACACAGACUUAGUUUUGUACAUUUUGGCUAACUUAUUUGGUGUUAAAUACCAUCUAUAAAUCAUCUUCAUAUAGUUUUCUCUUAAAGUGUAACAAGCUGUACAUUUUAGAUUACUCCUCCACAACUUCUCCCAUGAAGACAGUUAUGUAUUAUGUCCCUCAUUUCUUGUCUGAUUUCUCCUACUUUUUCUGUCAUGUUGAACACCCUGCUUUAAUGAAAGUGUGAGCUAAUAUUAAGAUUUUUGCAUGCAUUUUUACCUAAUAUACAUAUUUUUGCAAGCAAUUAUCUCUAAUAUAAUGGACUAUUUUUAUUAAUAUAUUUAUUUUUAUGUACACUUUCCCUGAUAUAUGUACUUUUAUACACAUCAUUUGCCUAGAGAACUGCACUGCAAAAGUCAGAGAAGUGCAGAUUUCAAUGCAUAGCUGCAUUUCAUUUUGGGUGGGUUUGUGUGUGUGUGUUUAAAUGCAGAUUAGAUGCUUGCAUAAGUAGACAACUUGACCUGUGCUCCACAUUACAUUGUUUGUAUGCCAAAUUCCCCAUUGAUGAUCAUCAGUGAACUUCAACCACGGACAAUGACACAAAGAAGCUACAAUUUGCUUCUUUCCCAGCAGUUAUUGACCAUGUUUUGUCAUCCCUACAAAAUCGAAGGGUCGUCCCUGGCCUCAACAUUGAAUAGCAUAAUUAGAACAAUAAGGAAACUGCAUGAACCACUCACAUCCUGGCCACCUGGAGAAUAUGUUAUGUGUUUUCCUCUUAUCUAGACCCACCUGAGGAUGAAAUAUGCGAACUGCCUGAGAAGGAAGCAGGAAUAACCUGGGAUGCGAUAUGUUUCACUUUCCUGCUAAUCCAGCGUAGAAUUUUUACUAGCUACUACUACCUCUAUGUUGUUGCAGAUCUUAAGGCUGCCAAGACCUUGGCCUUCAGGUAUGUGGCAAAGAUGUAUGAAGUCCGAACAAGAUUGUACGUUGUUAUUGAGAUAGGAGAUGGAAUCAAUGCUACAGACUGAAGACCAAUUAGUACAACCAAGUUGGUAGGAUGAAUAAGCCAUCUGGGUGGAACUGGGUUGUUGAAGAGUCAGUUGACCUAGAUUGCUCCUUUGCUGUGAGAUGUAAGCCUUUCUUAUAAGUUACUGGAGUAGUGUGAUUUGUGGCCUCCUUGUGCCUAGAUCCUAUGCCGCUUAAACAACAUGACUUUGGUAGGAAGCAAUUGGACAUGUUAGGCAACUGAUGGGGUUGCAUCUCUCUCAACCAUAUUGGUUGUCAAAACCACACGAUUCCUUUCUUACAUGGGUUUCUGGAGCAGUGUGGGUUCCUACCACUGAAGAAUAGCUCCCAUGCUAGGAAAGUAAGAUUAGAUUUCAUCCUUCAGAAAUAAGAAACAUGAAGUUGGCUUUUCUUACCAGUUUGCAUCCAAAUGUGACUUAUAAGGUAGAUAAGAUGGUUUUGAAAUUGUCUCAUACAUGCAGAGGAGCCCAGCUGUUUGAGGUAAAGCUUAAAAAGGUGGUGGAACUCAGGACGGAAGAAGAGAGAAAAUCAAUGCAAACCAUGAAGAAGCAGUAAGUCUUUCAACCUCAACAUUUAUUUACAGAAUUGUAUAACAAUUAAUAAUAAUAAUAAUAAUUUUUUAAAAUCUAUAUCCCGCUCUCCCCAGCCGAAGCCGGGCUCAGGGCGGCUAACAACAAUAAAAUAAUACAACAUUAUAAAAUCAUUUCAUUAUAAAAUUAAUUCAAAAUCAAAUUAAUGGCAACCAUUGGGCUAGAGUUCUGUGAAGAUUGCCAAAGGAGGGAGUCAGACUGUGCCUUGGCCAAAGGCCUGGUGGAACAGCUCUGUCUUGCAGGCCCUGCGGAAAGAUGUCAAGUCCCACAGGGCCCUUGUCUCUUGUGACAGAGCGUUCCACCAGAUCGGAGCCACAGCCGAAAAAGCCCUGGCUCUGGUUGAGGCCAGCCGAACCUCUCUGUGGCCUGGGACCUUCAAGAUGUUUUUGUUUGAAGACCGUAAGUUCCUCCGUGGGGCAUACCAGGAGAGGCAGCCCCGUAGGUAUGAGGGUCCUAGGACUCAGAAGUGGUUGGGAAGGCAACUGCAACACGUUUCUGUUUCUUCUCUGAACCUCUAAAAUACAGUCUGAGUAUUAAAAUGAGCUAGUGAGACAGAUAGUUGAAUAGUACUUAAAAAGCACAGCGUCUUGGACAGAUACUGAAAUUGACUUGCAGCGUGGUCUGUGUAUAGUAUGAACUUAGAUGCUCAGGGCAUCUCUGGGAAGGUACAUAUUUGUCAAUGAUAUGAAUUCCUUGCAGUUAUGGAUAUAUGGGCCCUGCUUCUGGUCUCUGUGGGUCAUAAUGCUGGUCACAAGAGUUGUUGUUUUUUUUAUUAAAAAAAAAACCCCUCCACCUGUGUUGCUCCAUUAUCUCUGUGAAAGAGAUGAAGGGCACUUAAAGGUGCUGGAUGGGAGCUGGUGAUCUCUUCUCUAAUAAAUGCCACGCCCCCAAGUAAUAGGCAAGUCUUGAUCUUAUUACAUAGUAAGCCCCAUUCAGGGUGUAGCAUGUGAGAAUGUCUGCUUGCUGCUGUGUUCAGAAUCAAGCUCUGUGAAUGAAUUGCAGAGGACUAAAAGCAAAGGCAGUGUUUGUUUUUCUGUGGGGGAAUCUAUAGGCUGGAGCUGAUCAAACCAAAGAGAAAUCGCACCACCUUGGAGAAAUGGGGGCCAGAAGCUGUGCAAGAGUCUGAAAAAGCAGAGGAUUCAGGUGGAAAACAUUUGUUUUGUUUUUAAAUGGCAUGUAUCUUGCAAUGUAACUUAUUAGAAAAUGAUAAAUGGCUGCUUUUCUCAUUACUUUCCUCAUUGCAGAAAGUCCAUUUUUGGGGGGGAGACGGGCAGGGUUCAGGUCAUGGUACAAGAGCUCCAAUUCCACUUUAAUUGCACGACCUAAAUUUGCUGGUAUGUGUGAUUGAGCCACACCCCAAAACAGUGGCAGUCCAGAAGCAACAAAAGUUUGCAUAAUAUGUUGUUUGUUGGCUACCCUUAGGAAGAGGCAAUGAGCUAUGGAAGGAGGUCAAUGAAGGGAAUUUUAUGGAGCCCCUUCUGCAGUUGCCCACACACUUUGAAGUCUGUCUUUGUAAUCAAGUGGCUUAGAAACUAUACAGAAAGGAGGAUUUCCAUUCUUGAGUUUGAUCUCUUCUCAGAAACGCUGGAGGCAGACCUCUUAUGUUGCCUUCUCUUCAUGAAUCAUGUGUGGAGUUGCAGGGCAUGCUUUAACUGCCUGUCCAUGGGAACAUUUUAUUGAGUAGUUUUUUUUCUGGUCUCUUUUGCAGAGGAUGAUGCUAACAAGAAGGAGAAUGAAGGCAAGAAGACAUGGUGGCAACCAUGGGUCACUCACACUUCAAGUAAAUCUCCUGUGGCUGCCUUAGUGUGACCCCUUGUCCCCUUGCAGCUAAAGUUUUCUAUUCAAAAACCACUGUUCGACCAACAUUUUACCCCAGGGUUGGAGAACCUGUGGGCCUUCAAAUGUCACUGGACUACAACUCCAUUCAUCCCUGAUCAUUGGUCAUGCUGGCUGGGAAUGAUGGGAGGUGGAGUCCAACAACACUCCAUAACUUCCCCAUCCAGGCUAUACGUUGCUUUGUUGACUUCGUUGUUUGGAUUGCAAAAUCCAAACAAUUAAUUGGUUAGAUCAAUUCAUCAAACAACGUUGGCUUGAUCAAGAAGAUAAUGCUGAUUAGCUGAGCAGCAGAUUUAUUUAUUUAUGUAAGUAGCAUGCAAAACCCACAGGGUUCCCCCAGUAGCUAACAUUCAAAGAUAUACUGCCUUUGAACCUGAAGAUUCCAUUUAGCUCUCUUGGUUAAAAAUGGCCAAUAGACCUUUCUUCUAUUAAUGGGUCUACUCCCCUUUUAGAACCAGUGACCAGCAUUACAUCUUGUUGCAGUCAGUUCCAUAUGUAGGCUAUUGCACCCCAGAGAUUGACAUGCAGCUACAGAUUAAAUAAAAUUAAAAUCAACAUGUUGGCAUGCAUUGACAUUUCCUCAUUAUUCUUAAGCCCCAAAGGUCAGUACCAGCAGGGGAGGUCUUAGAACUAUUCUGAAAGGUCCUCUGACCUCCACAGUGGUGGUUCUGCAGUGCAAUAGUUACCCAUUAACAUCUUUGAACUCACACUCAGAUGGCUGAGGUGUGGACUUCUGUCAUCUUCUUGGCACAGGAGGCUGGGUGGAAGAGGAAGUUCUAAUAUGUUUUAGUGGCUGCAAAGAAAAGAAAAACCACUUUGAAACUUUUAAAAGCACUCAAGCAGUGUACAAAUUUUAUGGAAUAAGUAUGAAACCAGGGGUGGGUAGGUUUGAAACCAGGGGGGUGAAUUGAUGUGUGGUGGCAAGUAUGAAAUGGAUGUGUGGUGGCAUAGAGUUCCACAAGACUUUUCAAGUUCUCAGUUGUGUCUGCUUCCUACCUUAAAUUUCAGUGGUUCGAAGUGGGAGCUAUUACCUCUUUGAGACAGAUAGCGAGGAAGAAGAGGAACAGGGGCCCACUGAAAAGAGUGAGAAGGAAUAUCUGAAGAAGAAAACAGCAUUCCAGGUGUGUGGUAAUUCUUCCAGAAGAGCAAAAAGAGCUGGGUUGAGGGCGGGGAGACAGAACUUCGGGAACAAGGGCAAAGGGAAUCAUCCUGCCAAUCGGAAGUGUGGACUGUGAGGAUGAAAUUCAUUCAUUAAAAGCAAAGGUAGUCCCACUUAUCCAGAACAACCCCCCCCUCACCCACUCAAAUCCAAAGCUGGGUGCAACACAAAAUAUUGGCAAGCUUUUGAGUGGCCCAGAACUCUUCAUUAGUCAGGAUGUUACACAAAACGGAGGGUGGGUGGGAGAAAUAAAUGCAAAAAGUGUUGAAUAUUGUAGCUGUCCUACAUCUGCAAUCCCUUCCCUAUGGCAAAGACACAUAAUUAAGAUUAGGACUUCAUUGCACCUAGCAUUUUAUUAUAUGCACUUAGUCCCAGACAGAAACUCUUUGCACCUCUGCUCUGCUCAGCAAAGCAUGGUCAACAUAGGAAAGACUGGGACAGGGCAAACAGGAACCGAGCAGGAAGAGCAAAGAUUUGUCUGUUCUGCAUUUUGGAUCUUUGAAGGGGAUGCAGGGAAGGUGCCAUAGACCAUCAUGGCGACUGCAGGUGCUCCUGUCCUAGAUUUCUACCUCAAAGUUAAAUCCAGGCAGAAAUUAUGUAGUUUGAUGGACUCUCCCCUUGCCUCACUCCCACCCUAAAGAACUGUUGAAUAACAAGCUUCACUUUUUCACAGCUUGCCUAUGAAGCCUGGAUGACCAGUUCAAAGUCAGCUCUAAAGAUGAGGGAGCUGGAUGAAAUCAGGGACCAAGGGAAGGAGGAGCAACAGCAGUGCCAAUUGGCAGGUAGUGGAAAUGAUACUUGUAAACCACUUUAGAAGCCACCUUGGCAAUUCAGCAGUAUACAAAUAAAUAUGUGUUAUAAUAAUGACAGGCAGAUACCCUAAACAUGAGGUACAGUCUCGCCUGGGCUUUACUACUUCAGACUGGAGGGGUGUGUGUGUCACAUUUUUUUAUGUUUCCACACUUUAAAAAAAUUCCUGCACGUGGAAAGCUAGAUUCCUCUUCCCCUUGCAUCCUUCUCCGUAAAUUUCCAGUGGCAAAAACUGGAAUUUCUGUGUCACACACCACGGAAGGCGUAGGGUUGGGUUCACAAUUCUGGGAUGCUCUUCCAAUGUGUUGUUCUGCUGUGCUUCAGCCAACGUGAAAAUGGAAUCCUGGGAAGGAAAUCUGGAGAAGUCAGCCCCAGAAGAGGACUUGGAUGAGCCAGGUGAUUAAUUCCUCUGCAUAUCUACCUAGGAAAUAUUUGGCGUUCUAUUACUGAGGAAGGAAAGGAAGGGGCAGAGCCUCAAUAUGGCACUGGCAAAUUAAUCUUAAUCAAAUGGUGGCGGUUCUUGUAAAAUGCCCAGUGUUUUUCCGUUGAUGACAACUUUUGUCGGGGACUGUAGCUCAGAGCAUCUGUUCAUGCACAUGUGUAUAAGUGUUGAUAAUUAUCAGGAUUCCUGCAAACGUGGAGGGGAAAUGUAACUUUUUCCUCACCUGUGGCCCGAGGAAAAUCCUUUCUCUUUAUAAUACAAUAAAAUAGCAAUGCGUGCAGACCUUCAAAAACUAAGAUUCACUGGACAUGCAGCUGAUUCCCUUGGAAAACAAGGCAUAUAUCUGUUUGUGGUGUUUUUAUUUAUAUAGACUUGUUAUAAUUUCCAUUAUUUCUGAAGUCUGGAAUGUAUUGCUAAUGUCUCUGCCAGCCCCUUUGCCUUUAUAUUUCUUACCUGUUUUCUGUGAUGAUUUUGUUCUAAGCUUCCUUUUGCAUUUUAAUUUAAAUAAAAACAAAACAUCAGUAAAUACUGGUUGGGUAAAAAGGAAGAAAACAUAAUAUUGCAAAGUCCUGUCUAAGCAAUACUGUUUUCAGAAGACAUCUGAAAGAAGGCAGAGAUGGGAUGAGACUCAGAUAGUAAUCAUUGGUGUGAGGGAAUAGAAUUGUUAGAAAGUUGUCCCCAUUUUCAUCUGUGAAAUGAGGAAGAGUAGAGAUUUCUCCAAGUAAAAAAAUAAAACAAAGCAUUUGCACUGCCAAACAAGCCAUCUCCAAUCUUGGGAGAACUUCAGAUGCUGCAGUUGAUGCAGAAAAUGGGGGUGAAGUUUCAGGCGUACAAAAGAUAUGUUGGGUUGCGUCAAGGCUCUUGGAGAUUCUUACAUGUGCUUUCUCUUCUCAGCAGAAAACAUCCUUCAAAGAGCAACCAACAUUGUUAAGUUCACUUGGGUUUUUAUCCAAGCGUUGCUGGAUGACACCACAGAGGCACUGAAUUCGCUUUGUAAAGAUAACCUGGAUGUAGCAAAUGUGCUGAGGAUAGAAAAAUGCAUGAUUUGGCGGGAGAUUCAGAAGGUAAGCUCUCCAGACCUUGACACUGUUUCCCGAUUUAGAAAAGCAAGGAGGAGCAGAUCAAGUCGGAAGAGUACAGCAUACAGAUUCUGAAUGGCAUCCUUAAGUCUAACCCACUGAAUUGUCAUGUGACAAAGACACAUGAGAGCAGAAGCAGCAAAGCAGGCUGGGAAGUGCUGGGACUGCACAGUCAUUUGGGCCUACUAAAGUUAUUCAGGCCUAACUGCUAACUGACAUGUGACUUAGCAGCCAGUUUCACUUUGUGCGCUUUGUAAGAUGUCAGUCAGUCUGCUUCAGUUGUGAACAGAGUCAGUAUGUAAUCUCAGUCAAACUGUUUGGAACCAUGUUGUUGAUGAAGAAGUUUAUUUUAACUCAGUAAAGCUUUUAUUCUUUAAAACUCUGCGUUAUUAAUUUACGCUGCGCGUCAUGAAUAGUACCACUGUACUAUUCACAUAAUAGUGCCACUGUAUUCUGCUCUGGUCAGACCUCACCUGGAGUACUGUGUCCAGUUCUGGGCACCACACUUCAAGAAGGACAUUGACAAACUGGAACGUGUCCAGAGGAGGGCAACCAAAAUGGUCAAAGGCCUGGAAACGAUGCCUUAUGAGGAACGGCUAAGAGAGCUGGGCAUGUUUAGCCUGGAGAAGAGGAGGUUAAGGGGUGAUAUGAUAGCCAUGUUCAAAUAUAUAAAAGGAUGUCACAUAGAGGAGGGAGAAAGGUUGUUUUCUGCUGCUCCAGAGAAGCGGACACGGAGCAAUGGAUCCAAACUACAAGAAAGAAGAUUCCACCUAAACAUUAGGAAGAACUUCCUGACAGUAAGAGCUGUUCGACAGUGGAAUUUGCUGCCAAGGAGUGUGGUGGAGUCUCCUUCUUUGGAGGUCUUUAAGCAGAGGCUUGACAACCAUAUGUCAGGAGUGCUCUGAUGGUGUUUCCUGCUUGGCAGGGGGUUGGACUCGAUGGCCCUUGUGGUCUCUUCCAACUCUAUGAUUCUAUGAUUCUAUGAUUCUAUGAUUCUAUGAAUUCGUUUCUCAGCUUCCAGGGUCUGGCUGGAAUGUCCUCUGAAGAACUGAAAUCUCCAAAGCAAACAAUUCAGAAUAUAGUAACAGCUUUUAUAGAGUGUUGUAUCCAAUCAGGGGUGCAAAUCAGGGGUACCUGCAGGGGCCCAGGUAAGCCCUUCUCCACAUCAUCGAUCACAUAACACUACUCUCUCUCUCUCUCUCUCUCUCUCUCUCUCUCUCUCACACACACACACACACACACACCCACGCACACCAUUUGAAUGGUAAUGCUCAUCAACUUUGCAGGCCCCCGGCCCUCUCAAAUCUUUUAUUGGGGGGACUGAAGCCCCCUUGGCCCCUAGGAGUUGGCUCUUAUGUCUCCUAUUCUUCACAUGCUGAAUCCUGCUCAUGCAACAGGACCUCCUCUUCCUCUGGAGCAGAUUUUGUGUGUGUGUGCACGGGGAGAGGUAAAUUCCACUGUGCAAGCAGAAGCAUACUGUGUUAGCGGAACAGCAGCGUUGGCUACAAUCCUAAGUCAUUCUAAAACCCAAGGUCUUUAUGCAAAACCUGAAUUGCUGUUUGCUCUGAAUGAGCUCUAAAGAGCAGUUUUCCCCAGGUGAAAGCAGCAGGGCAAGAGGAAGAAUGGGUAAACCCUAACUAACUAACUAACUAACUAGUUUUUCUUUUAAGGGAAAAGUGGCCUCAGCGGACAUUGUCCUUCAGUAUUAUAACCUGGAGAAAACCCAACCAGAUUAUGGAAAAAGUGAAGCUGAAACAACAGAGAUGAAUGAGAGCAAGAACAGGUCACCCCAGUGCCCGCUUGGAGAGUAUGUGGACCCAUCCCUCGUGCAGCUCCGCAGGUGAAUAGUAACUUGUUGCCGACAGUUGGAAAUGCCCAACAAAUUCCCUUGCUGUGACUUUUCCUUUAUUCAUUUCUCUUUAUUCAGCAAGAGCGUAGAGAGAAGUCUUUAGUUGUGAACUCUGUGGGCUGGAACUCUGUGAGGGGGAUGUUGUUGUUUAGUCGUUUAGUCGUGUCCGACUCUUUGUGACCCCAUGGACCAGAGCACGCCAGGCACUCCUGUCUUCCACUGCCUCCUGCUGUUUGGUCAAACUCAUGCUGGUAGCUUCGAGAACACUGUCCAACCAUCUCGUCCUCUGUCGUCCCCUUCUCCUUGUGCCCUCAAUCUUUCCCAACAUCAGGGUCUUUUCCAGGGAGUCUUCUCUUCUCAUGAGGUGGCCAAAGUAUUGGAGCCUCAGCUUCACGAUCUGUCCUUCCAGUGAGCACUCAGGGCUGAUUUCCUUCAGAAUGGAUCGGUUUGAUCUUCUUGCAGUCCAUGGGACUCUCAAGAGUCUCCUCCAGCACCAUAAUUCAAAAGCAUCAAUUUUUCGGCGACCAGCCUUCUUUAUGGUCCAUCUCUCACUUCCAUACAUCACUACUGGGAAAACCAUAGCUUUAGGGUCUCCUAACAACACUCAGCACCCUUGACAAACUAGAGUUUCCAGGAGGGAAGCCACUGCUGUUUAAAGUGGUGUAAGAGUGCUUUAAAUGUCUAGUGCAGGUGGGACCUUACUGACUUGGAUGUUGAUGUUUUCUGCCUUUGGGGAGCAGGAGAUCCAGCGAUGCUUCCAGGGGUGUGACUGGAAAUGAGAAGGUGGAAGAAGGGAGCCACAUUGGGCUCCGCCCCCAAGGGCUCACUUCAGCAACUUCCUGUACAGAAUUUGCCAGCUGGGGCUCCUCUUCAUCAGUAAUGGAAGGAUCUACACAUUCCCUAUUUCUGAGAAGUGAAGAAUCAGGUGCACCACCAUCGAGCAAUGUUCCUGCUGCAAUGACAGCCAGUGAAUGGCUCCUGAACAGGCAAGAAUCUUAGUGCAAUUAAGCAUCAACUAAUUGAGUAUACUACUGGAAGGAUGGGGAACUUGUGGCUAUCCAGAUUUUGCUGGAUUUGCAACUAGGGACAGCGGAGAAAUUUCAGCUCAGUUUGUGUUUUAAAAGGGAAACCUGCCUAAUUUGCACUUCCUGAAAUAUUUCACGAACCGAAAUGCAGCUGCAACUCACAUCGGUUGUGCAAAGCAGUUCUCCAGCCAAGUAAAAAACCAAAUGUGCGUGCUAGGGGAAAGCAUGAAUAAAAAUGCACGUGUGAGUGAAAAUAACAUGCAAAAAUACUUCAUAUUAGGGAACGUUGCUUCCAAAAAUGUGGAUUGGGCAAAACCCGUUCCCAAGAUCAUAAGUGAUUUGCUUUAUCUAAUGCAUGCUCUUUGUUAAUGUGGGAUUUGAGCUUUUAAAUAUUUUGUGCCAUGUAAUAACUACAAUAAAUUAACAUAAUAUGACAAAUGAACAGGUAUGUAUUUACCUUCACAAAUAAUUUAUAUCCGUCUUCUCCAACCUGGCGCCUUUGAUAUCAUAGAAUCGUAGAAUUGUAGAGUUGGAAGGCACCCCGAGGGUCAUCCAGUCCAACCCCCUGCUAUGCAGGAAUCUUGGCUAAAGCAUCCAUGGCAGAUGGCCACCCAACCUCUGCUUAAAAACCACCACUGAAAGAGAGUCUACCACCUUCCAAAGGAGUCCUUUCCACUGUCGAGCAGCUUUUACCGUCAGAAAGUUAUUCCUGAUGUGCAUUCAAAAGCUCCUUUCUUGUAACUGGCCUCAGUCCAGUAUAUCUGAAGGAGCGUCUCCACCCCCAUCGUUCUGCCCGGACACUGAGGUCCAGCGCUGAGGGCCUUCUGGCUGUUCCCUCACUGCGAGAAGCCAAAUUACAAGGAACCAGGCAGAGGGCCUUCUUGGUAGUGGCACCCGCCCUGUGGAACGCCCUCCCACCAGAUGUCAGAGAGAACAACAACUACCAACCUUUUAGAAGACAUCUGAAGACAGCGCUGUUUAGGGAAGCUUUUAAUGUUUGAUGUAUUACUGUAUUUUAAUAUUUGGUUAGAAGCCACCCAGAGUGGCUGGGGAGGCCCAGCCAGAUGGGCAGGGUAUAAAUAAAUUAUUAUUAUUAUUAUUAUUAUUAUUAUUAUUAUUAUUAUUAUUAUUUGAAUCCAUCAGUUUGGGUCCUACCAUCUGCAGCAGGAGAAAACAAGCUUGCUCCAUCCUCCAUAUGAUUCCCCUUUAGAUAUUUGAAGAUGACUAUCAGAUAUUUUGGAGAACAACUCCUAUGAGCCCCAGCCAGGACAGCUGAGAGGAGCUGCAGUCCAAACCCCCAGGUUGGGGAAAUCUGUUUUAUAUUCUGCCCCAGUCUAAUCUAACUGCGCUACUAAUUCUAAAAUGUACAAGCCUGUGGACAUGCCUUUUUCAACAAAUGGAAAUAAUCUACAUUUCAUUUUUUAUUUUUUAUUUUUGUUUAUGUCAUGCAGGGUAUUUCAUGACAAUGAGCUGGAGCAGUCAGAUAAGUUCUACCAGAGCCUUCCCAGGCCCCUGAAGCUGGGAGUUGCUUUGUACAAUGCUAUGGUGUCUAAGUCAGAAAUGCUGUGUUAUUUUGUGAUCAUUCUAAACCACAUGGUCUCCGCAUCCAUCCUUACUUUGGUUCUACCUAUCCUGAUAUUUCUGUGGGCCAUGCUGUCUAUUCCAAGGCCUACAAAAUUCUUCUGGAUGACAGCCAUCAUUUACACUGAGGUAAGUGUUCAGUAGAUCCUGCUUAUAUGGCUGAGUGAUUUUCUCAUCUGUGUGUUGUUCUGCUAGUCUUCCUAGAAGUUUUAGCCUCUGACUUGGGAGCCCUAUUGCAGAUAUUAAUAUUGUGCAGCUUGAAGUCAUAGGGUGAAUAAAAACCGGGUCAUCUUAGAAUAAAAAUUGUCCAGACUAAAAUAUGUUUCCAAAGCUUUACUAACAUAACUUUAUUCCAACAGGGCAUAAAACAAUAAUGAUACAUCCAGAUAGUUGCAUAAAAUCAUGUGCUUCUCCAUGCACAGGUCCAGCUUCUUAAAAAUAUCAAAUUCCUCCAAACAGACCUGAAAUCAAGUGUCUUUCUCUCUAGACAUAGACUCCAUUAGCUUGCAUUCCAGCCUGAGGCUGUUUUCUCCAGGAGAGACUCAUCUGCACACCUUUCUUCUCUGGUGACUGAGAACAAAGGACCACUCCUUCAUAAUGGAGAUUUGCAACUGAAUAACCGUACCAUGUGAUCUAAGGUUAAACACUACAUAAGAGAGUUGCAGAUAUACAUCCUAAGUUAAUUAUCAACCCAUUAGGCACUCAGAGAGCUCUUCUUAGCUUCAAUGGAAUUUCAAUGGAACAGAGUCAUUUUCCAUUUCAGUGUACAAUUAAACAAUUAUACUUAACAAUCUCUUCCUCCAUUGAAGAGCUACUUGUUGCAACUAGGAACAAAGGAUAUUAUAGGAUAGCGCGAGGAACCUUUUUGAGCCUCAGGCUCAUCUUCCUUUGGUGUCCACUUUCCAAGAGAUUCAUGUCAGCAGUGGUUGGGACCAAAAAUGGGGGCUAGGCUAUGCUUCUGGGGGUCAAUUGUGGUUCUCUAAGCAUCUCUGUCUGGCCCUCUGUACUAAGAUAAUAUUUACAUUUGUUGCUCUACCCACUAGCCCCUACCAUCACUGAUAUGUUGUCCAAAAGCAAAUGCAGCCUUUGUGGUGUCAGAGGUUCCCCAUUCCUGAUAUAUAGGAGAGGAUGGCAACCUGGCAACCCACUCUGCCAUAUAAGGGAGGAUGGGAAACCUUAUUCCAACCAUCUUCCUCAAUCUAGGCACCUUGAUUGGUGGGACCCAGGUGCUUGGGCUUUUGCAUCCCUGCUAAAGGCAUUGGGAAAUAAAUUUGUUUAAGGGCAUCCAGCAUGCUCUGUGUCAAACAGAUGGAGCAGAAACAUAUAUCACAGUUGAAUCCAGGAAGAAGAAGAAGAAGAAGAAGAAGAGGAGUUUGGAUUUGAUCUCCCACUUUAUCACUAACCUCGGGAGUCUCAAAGCAGCUAACAAUCUCCUUUUCCCUUCCUUCCCCACAACAAACACUCUGUGAGAUGAGUGAGGCUGAGAGGUUUCAGAGAGUGUGACUAGCAGCUGCAUGUGGAGGAGCGGGGACACGAACCCGGUUCACCAGAUUUCGAGUCCACUCCUCUUAGCCACUACACCACACUGACAAGGGCACAUGUUGAACGUGUUAUCUGGGCCUCAUACAAUUUCCGCGGAACUUUUCUGAAAAUGAAAUUGUCAAAUAAAUGGGAUAAAUACAGGGGGUUGAUUUCUCAUAAUAAAAUUGGGUUGUGUUCCCAUAUUCCCAGCCCUUUGCCUUUGGAAUCCAGCACCUUUGAGGACUGUGCACUUUCCUUCCCUUGCCAGGUAACAGUUGUGGUCAAAUACUUUUCUCAGUUUGGAUUCUUUCCUUGGACCACCAAGGCCUAUUGUGGGGUCUACGCAGAAGAGCCGCUUGCUUUGCCCAAUAUUGCUGGGAUCGAGAAGAAGGAUGGCUACGUGCACUUUGAUCUGGUUCAACUGCUGGCCUUGUUCUUCCACAGGUAUAUCCUGAAGGUAACGCCAUCCAUUCUUUUAUGGAGCUAUUUUAGAGCACGGACUCAUUAACAUUUAUUCAAGGGAGGAUUCAUCAUAAGUAGGGAUGGGCAAAAUUCAUCAGUUUUUAUUUCUCUCGGCUUCUCAUUUUCCAGUCUUAAAUUCAGUCGUUCACGUGUCUAUAUUGUUACAGUCGUACCUUGUUUGUCAAACGACUUGGUACUUGGAUGUUUUAGCUCCCGAACAUCGCAAACCCAGAAGUGAGUGUUCCAGUUUGCGAACGUUCUUUGGAACCCAAACGUCUGACGGGGCUUUCAUAGCUUCCGAUUGGCUGCAGGAACUUCCUGCAGCCAAUCGGAAGCCGUGGCUUGAUUUCCGAACGUUUUGGAAGUCGAACAGACUUCCGGAAUGGAUUCAGUUCGACUUCCAAGGUACCACUGUAUUAUUAUCUUGCCACUUAUGUUUAUUUCCAUUGAAAGGUUGGAUUCUGAUGGCAGCAUGGGUAGGCAAGGGGACUAUCCAAACCCAAGGUCCAUUUGGAUGAGUGGAUCUCGUGGCUCAAUCAGAGAUAUGCCAGUGUAAACUCCCUCAUCCCGGCUCAGCUGACUGAAUCAAUACUGGCAGAUCUUACUGUUAGGAUUCAUUCCCUGUGUUGCAGUCAUGGGAUUGUUUUUAUCACAUGACGGUGUAUGUUUUCAUUCCACAUUGUGGGAAGUGACGGAGACAGGAUAUUUUAUUACCGUGUUUCUGUGAUGUAGGAUUUUUGUCCUUUGUCCUUUCUCUUUGCUGUCUGAUGCUGAAGAGGAAGGAGCUGACUUACGAUGCUCCAAGUGUGUAUAUGUAAAUAAACAUAGUUUAGCCAAAUUGCUGCGCUACUGAGUCUGAAUGCUGACUGCCUAUACUCUGCUGAUGCUGAAAUGUGCUGAUACCUUUUGGUAUCAGUCGCUAUGAUAUUCGGGCUGGAGAAAGAUUUUGAAUCUCCCGAAAGAACUACCAGGAGGGAGAGAACAUGCCAGUCGGGCAUAUGUCUCUACCAGACUCCUGCUCAUGUGUAGGACCUCCUGACACUUACGCCAGCAUGAGCCCUGAAAUAUUGGUGUUCUUGGGGAUCCUCCCUGCUAACCUAAGACGGUUGUUGUUGUUGUGGGGAUGAACCUUGAGGAGGAAAGGUAGGAUACAAAAGUAAUAAUAAAUAAACACUGAGACACUUCCUGAGAGGACUCUGUCGAUGAGUUGAGGGGCCUCAGUCUCAAGCAACUCUCUGCUAAUCUCUCUGUCAUCAUCUCUUGCUUCCUCAAGCAGUUCGUAGUCCCUGUGUUUCACUGAUGUGUUUCACUGUACUGCAUUCUACAGUGCUAUGGACUUUGGGAUUCCAAAGGUGUCAGUAUACCAGAUGCUGAAGAAAAGAACCUGGCAGGGAGACAAAAGAAGAAAAGGCACAGGGGCCAUCUGAAGGAACGUCCAUCUGGAUCAGGAGGAAACUGUUCUUCUAGAUACCCAAGUCCCUCCAGGGCCGCCGCCAGGAGUGUUAAUGAAGGUAGUUGUGUUCUGUGUUAUAUAAAUCAAGCACUGCUUGAGUUGUUUCUUUUGGUUUCCCCUAUUUCUUAUCAGUAAAAAAAUUCGGUGAGCAAAAUUUUAUUCCAAAAGUGUGGCCAAGAGGAAAAAGUUUGGAAAAAAAUACUGAGCUAAUGGACUCUAGAUGAGGCAACUUCCUAUGUUCUUGGGAUCUUUAAAUGAAUUGUUUGUGUCUGUUGUGUUCCUUCUCCACCUCCUCUUCCUUUCAUGGCUGAUUGGCCAUCCACCCUUUUCUUCCCUGUUUCUCUGAACUUCUUUUACACAUACGAAACAGAAAAAUUGACCUCCCUGUGUUCAUUAAACUGUUGCGGUGCCAGCAUUUUGUGGGGGGACCGGACCUCUGGGGCAGAAAUUGGCAGAAGAGCUUCCAUUUUAAUAUUAUGCAGAGGUCACUGGAAGUGAUGCUUGAAGGACUGGCGGCACAUAUAACGUCACUGAGUUGGUGGCGGAUCAAGUGUUUUGUGUUUUGCGGACGGACCCCACAUGAGUUGGUGAGAGCCUAAAAUGAGGUAUUGCUCUCGUGAAACGAAUGCUUCCCAGAUAGAGAGCUGUGAUUAACUUUCUUUUUUGGCAGACAAAACUCUGGAGGAAGCCAAGAAGAAAUGGAGCCUUUUCAGGAAAAAACCCACUGGCGGGAAGAGACUUACUAAAGCAGCAAUGAAACGGCAGAUGAUGAAGGCAAAGAAGCUGCUGAUUAAAAUGUAAAUUGGAAUUUUAUUUUUAUUUUUAAAAAAGCUAUUUAAAAAGUGAGAUGUUGCAACAUGAAUGAACAGAGCUGGGGGCAAGAUGGUGGGUGGGUGGGAAUACGGGUGUCAUCAAUGGACCUUCCACUCCCUGUAAUAGACUGUGCUGCUGACAUCUGUGUGUUAAUGGUGCCUGGUGCCCUUUGGGAUGGGUAGAGCCAGGAGGCCAACAGUAGGUGGCGCCAGAGCCAAUGUGAGGCAAAGCUACGCAGUGGCUGGAACUGUCAAUUGUGGUUCUCUCAGUUUCUCAUUUUCCUAGUCAUGAAUUCAGUUGUCCACAUUUCUGCAGCAAUCUGCAACAUUUAGCUUUUUUAAAAAAGAAAUCUUUGUGAAAAUUCAUCAGCGUUUUAGUGGAAAUUUCCCAUUUAAUAUUUUUGUAUUCAGUGUUGACAUAUGAAGACAUUUCCCCAGGCAGUGUUCCCUAAUAUAAUGCAUUUUGCGUGUGUGGUAUUCAUGAGUAUAUGCAUUUUUAUUUAUAUAUUUCCCCUUGUAUAUGUGCACUUCGGUUGGAGAACUACAUUGCAAAAUUUGGAGUAGUGUGACUUUCAAAGGACAGCCGCGCUUUGGUUCACAUAUUGGUUGAGGAAGUGUAAUGGGGCUUCCACCCCCUACCCGGUGCCUGCAAAAUUGGCUCAGGGGGUGGAGAGCCCCCAGAUCAAGGAAUGAAGGGAAGAGUGGAGGGGGGGUUGUUCUAUCUGCAAAGCUGCAAUGUCCGCACAGAUGAAUGAUUGGAACAGCACAAUGUUAAAUUCCACGUAGUUGGUUAUAUUUAAAAGGCUAUCUUUCGGUACUCUGUGAAUGUUGUUGUUGUUUAGUUGUUUAGUUGUGUCCGACUCUUCGUGACCCCAUGGACCAGAGCACGCCAGGCACUCCUGUCUUCCACUGCCUCCCGCAGCUUGGUCAAACUCAUGUUUGUGGCUUCGAGAACACUGUCCAACCAUCUCGUCCUCUGUCGUCCCCUUCUCCUUGUGCCCUCCAUCUUUCCCAGCAUCAGGGUCUUUUCCAGGGAGUCUUCUCUUCUCAUGAGGUGCCCAAAGUAUUGGAGCCUCAGCUUCAGGAUAUGUCCUUCCAGUGAACACUCAGGGCUGAUUUCCUUAAGAAUGGAUAGGUUUGAUCUUCUUGCAGUCCAUGGGACUCUCAAGAGUCUCUGUGAAUACGAGUAUUUAAAGACGAAGCAGGUCCAAAAAGUUUGUGAAAGUGCUUGACAUGCUUUCUCUUGGGAAUAUUUGUGACUAAAGGAUUCUCCUUUCAGCCCUAGAGCUUUAUGGGUGUGUGACACUGCGGUCACAGCAACAAUGCUGUACUUUUAAAGCCCGCUUGCACUUCAAGAGUCACGACUUCACCUCAAUGCAGUUUGUUAAGGCUGCUGUUAGGACUCCCUUAACAAGAUGCAUUUCUGAAGAUUUUUGCCUGGUGCGGGGAGCCCUUAAAGUGGUAGAAGAGAGAUUUUAAAAGUAUGGUAUGGAUGUGACCAGGUUCUUACGAGCUACGGUGGAUGAUUCACGAAUACAGCCGAACUCUUUGUUGCUAGACAUGCGGCAUACAUUCCACUGAGCUUUCAGAAAGUAAGCGACCCUUUUGAAAAACAUGACUCUCCUUUUCAACUGGACUGACCUAGAUAAAUUUUCACUUGCAGCGCUCUUCAGAUAUACCGACCCAUAAGGCAAUUCUUCUACGACAUUAUUCAUCCAGAAUGCAGCCUAAUCUGUGACGUUUAUGCUCUCAUGUUCCUGGUUGAUGUGAUUAAUUUUAUUAUUGUCAUCUUCGGCUACUGGGCUUUCGGUGUAAGUAUCAGCUCGGCUUGCUAAAAGCAACAGGUGCCUUGAAUGUUUGCCAAUUGGCUUGAAACCACUCCUCCACAAUGCCUGAUGUGUAGGAGUUAUUUGUUGUAUUUAUUUAUUUAAUAAAAUUUACACACCACUUGAUUGUAAAAAAAACAACUAAAAAAAAAACUAAACAAACCUCAAAGCAGUUUACCAAAAGAUAAAGCCAUAAAAUCAAGAAAGAUUUGCAGCAAUAGUUUAAAACAUACAGAAAGUCAAAAUUCACAUCAUUUUUUUUUCUAGGUAGGGUUGUCUAAACAAGAAUGUUUUUAGGUAAAUGUAAAGGGACCCCUGACCAUUAGGUCCAGUCGUGGCCAACUCUGGGGUUGCGGCGCUCAUCUCGCUUUAUUGGCCGAGGGAGCUGGCAUACUGCUUCCGGGUCAUGACUAAGCUGCUUCCGGCGAACCAGAGCAGCGCACAGAAACGCCGUUUACCUUCCCGCCGGAGCAGUACCUAUUUAUCUACUUGCACUUUGACAUGCUUUCGAACUUCUAGGUUGGCAGGAGCAGGGACCGAACAACGGGAGCUCACCCCGUCGCGGGGAUUCGAACCACCGACCUUCUGAUCGGCAAGUCCUAGGCUCUGUGGUUUAACCCACAGUGCCACCCACGUCCCUAGAAUGUUUUUAGCAGGUGCUAAAUACAGUGAAGGUGCCUUCUCAAUAUCAAUAGGCAGGAAGUUCCAAAGUUUCUUUAGGUGCCACACUAAAGUCCUGUGAUGGUUCGUACUCAAAAGCACUUUGUUAUUGCUUUCCAUGUUCCAGAACCAAGGAGGUAUUUGACACCAGACUCUUAAGGAGGCUUGAAUCUGUUCUGCUAAUCUGUUUGGAAGCGUGGAAGCUAUAGUGGGGUAGGAGAGUGGAAAAUGAUGCCAAUAUAUUUCACAUCUGCCAAGCAAUGUGCCCCUUUGGUUUCAGAUAGUACAUGGGUAGAAGAGUCUAAAAAGCCUGGGACUCAAAUUUUCAUGGCCCUCUAGUGGCUAUGGGAACUCAGAAGUGAUGUAUUUAGUGAAAACUCUGGAAAUACAGUCAUACCUUGGAAGUCAAACAGCUUAGUUACCAAACGUUUUGGCUCCUGAACUUCACAAACCCAGAAGUGACUGUUCCGGUUUGCAAACUAUUUUUGAAAGCCAAACGUCCAACGGGGCUUCCGCGGCUUCCGAUUGGCUGCAGGAGCUUCCUGCAGCCAAUCAGAAGCCGUGCUUUGGUUUUCUAAUGUUUUAGAAGUCGAACGGACUUCCAGAACGGAUUCUGUUCAGCGUCCAAGGUACAACUGUACUUGAUUCUGACCAAACUAAGCCUCCUGCUGUAUAUUCUUCCAUUGACUUUGUGGUUAUGCCUUGCUUCUGUUUUAGUUAUGUCCUGUAAGCAUUGGACAAGAAAAUGGAGGAUUUUUUAAAAUUUCACAGCUUUGCUGUAGUAGCAAAGUAGUUUAUAAAUUCAAUAUAUAAUAAUAGCUUUGUAGUGUUGAUCUGCCCAUAGACUCUGCCUGGAAGCCUAGGCUUGCUCCUUUUCUUCACACCCGCAUGUUAUCAACGAAUGCUUCUAAUUUGUUUCAGAAACACUCGGCUGCCGCUGACAUCACAGAGUCCCUUUCAGAAGACCAGGUGCCUGAAGCUUUCCUGGUGAUGCUGUUGGUGCAGUUUGGGACGAUGAUAGUUGACCGUGCCAUCUACCUGAGAAAGAGCAUGUUUGGGAAAUGUGUUUUUCAGGUGUUACUUGUCUUUGGCAUCCAUUUUUGGAUGUUCUUCAUCUUGCCUGGAGUAACGGAAAGGUAUGACAACGAAAGAUGCCAGAGAAUUCCAACAAAAACAGAAACUAGAGCGAAAAUCGCUGAUAAUAGAAUCACAGAGUUGUAGAGUUGGAACGGGCCUAGAGGGUCAUGCAAGAAUCUCAACUAAAGCAUCCAUGUUUGCUUAUUUGUCCCAUGUCCAGAUCAGAAAUCAACCCAGCAAAUGAGAUCAGUAUUCACUGCUAUUGCUGCUUUCAUUUCACAAAUGAUAUGUAGAUAAUUUCAUCUCCACCCCCUAUUUGCAUUGCAUUUCCUUUGAAUUGCAAUGAAUGUGUUGCUGCUUAGUCCUUCCCCUUCACACAUAGACACACACACAGCCGAUGUUUACUACUUUUUCAAGAUGUCUCUGCAUGCUCAGCCUAGACUGCAAUUGGGAAUGCUGGAGAGUUCUGCUGGAAAGAGAAAUGAGAUCAGGGAUGGAAAUCGUGUGAUGAAAUAUAAGUGGUAUUGGCCAUUGUUCUGUUUUUAUAGGCUGUGAACAUUACAAAAAUUACCGCAUUAUUUUCUGCAUUGUUUUUGAGGUUUCCUUUACAUUGAAAUGCAUUGAAAACAAGUAUGCAAUCAAUUACAUUUUGGCCAUAGCGGAUAGCAAGAUGCAUAAGGUAGGUUUCAGCGGAAGCCGAACUGUAGCAGAACGGAAGCAGCGCUGACUGCGGCAAGCACAGCAUGGGGUGGAAAUCUCUUCCUCCUUACAUCCCUAGCUGCUGCCUUUGGCUGCGGAGUUCAAGGAGGGCCAUGCUCUAAGACAUCUUUCUUCUAACUAGUCAUAGUUGUUAAAGAUGGAGAUUGGAACAUCUCUCUUGUUUACUUGCAGGAGGUUUAACAGGAAUCCGGUGGCUCAGCUGUGGUAUUUGGUCAAGUGUGUCUAUUUUGGUUUGUCGGCUUAUCAGAUCAAAUGCGGUUACCCCGAACGGGUCUUGGGCAAUGUUCUGACUAAGAGCUACAAUUGCAUAAACCUCUUCUUAUUCCAAGGGUAAGCAGCACUUUUAUAAAGAAGGGCAGAGAAACCUAAUAAUAUCCCCAUGAAACGCGAGCCAUUAUGUUAACAAGCCAAUCACAAAAGCAAGAAAGAACGGCUGACGGGGGGGAAAGGGGGUGGGUGGGUGGAAAUCUCCAGGUGCUUGAAGGAAGAUUUAUUGCAGGCCUGUGCUGGAACAAAUAAUUCCUCAGGGGUUCUAUAAAUAUAGAAAUAACAUACAUAGGAAACGGAAUAGUAAGGUAAAAGAGGUCCUUACAGUCUCACACUGAGUUACUGUGAAACAAAAUUAUCCAUUUACUAUUUUGUGUAAGAAAUUUUAUUUUUAUUAUUAUAUUAGUUGCUUUUUUGCCACAGCCCCUCAAAUAAACACAAACAUACAAUAAAUUACCAUUUAUAAAAAUCGAAAAAGCAAUUCUUUUUUUAGAAAAAAAACUAGAUUGAAACAUCUCACCCACGUAAAAAGGCCAUAGCCUGAAGAAGUAGGAAUGUUUUUGCCUGGUGCCUAAAGUUAUGUAAUGGUAAAAAUUAGAAAAAAACUUUCACUGUAAUAAUUGUUACAAGCUUUUUUAGAGUAAUGUAGCCUGCUUAGAGGGCAGGAAGGUAGGAGGCAGAUGCUGGCUUGAGAUACCUCCUGAAGUUGUGUGUUCCAGCAGCUGCUUGGCUGUAAACAUUAUUGGGUGGCCUUAGGCAAGUUGGGAUUCCUCCAUUCCUGCAUAGAAGAGGCUGGAAUGAGAAGUGUGAAGCAGUUUGCACAUUAGAAAGGAGGGGAGCAGGUUGUGUAUCAGACACACACACACAAUAUCUGCCAAGUGUUUCCAUGUGCAGCGUUUGCCUGGUGCCUCUAAUCUUGGAGGUGGCAUAUAGCCAUGCUUACUAGUCUCUACCGAUAUCCUUGCCCUCCACAAGUUGGUCCAAACGCCUUUUAGAGCCCCUCUCUCAAUUUGGCCACCACUAGGCUACAGCAGAUGCACAAUGGUCUUAAUCGCCCCAUUGACUAGGACACAGUUGGGCUUUUAUGCAAUGCCAAAGGGUUUCCCUGACUUCUGAAGUGGGUAUAAUAUGUAGGGGAAAGCGUCGUGCUCCUUCCUGGAUAGUUUGUCAACUUUGGGUCCCCACCCUGCACUCGGAUCUCACCUGUGGCUCCUAGAAGCUGUCGGUGUACCGUAGCGGCCACACCCUGGGAAACGGCUUCGACUGGUUGGCUAAACCAGGUGAGGGUAGCGGAUGAGUCACAAACCCUCAGUGAGUUAGGGUAGGGACAAAGACAAAGCUCUAGUGGAUUAAGUGGACAAGACGAAGAGUGGGUCCAACGGUCAAGGAGGUGGUUUCUGCUUGUGCUGUGGAGGGAAGAGAGGGGCAGAUGGGGCUCAUCAACCUGGGAAGGUAGCCCUCCUGGAGAAGGAAAACUCUGGUCCUUAACCUCUGCUACCUUCUGAGAUACUUUCAGGAGAAGAAAAGGCUGUGAAGUAAACCCUGCAGAAAUCCAGAGUGGAGUCCCUAAGACAGUUGGAUGGUUCCUUGUACACCACCUUCUGGUAACUCCUGCAGCCAAGCUGGUUUCAGUCCCAGAGAGGUGACUUCAGUGUUGCUAAGACAGCAAAAGCAAUGCAGGAGGCAGCAGUUAUGAGUUACUGGUCUCUGCAGCCACAGCAGGUGCUGUGAUUCUCCAGCGGUUUGACUUCACAUUCCAUUGUCUCUUGAGAAAGAUGGAUGCCAACAAAAGGGCACCAGAGUUUGAGAAUUUGUAUCACUCUUACAAUACUGGGAAAGCCUUUUUUUUUGGACAGGCUUUGACUAUUUUGGGUUCUUACUGCCCCAUUAACUAGCCACCGUUUUCCUCCUCUGUGCAGCUUCCGCCUGAUACCGUUUUUGACAGAACUGAGGGCUGCCAUGGAUUGGGUUUGGACCGACACCACACUCAGCCUCUCCAGCUGGAUCUGUGUGGAGGAUAUCUAUGCUAACAUUUUCAUCCUGAAAUGUUGGAGAGAAUCUGAGAAAGUGAGUCCUGUUGCUUAAGGGUUACCAUUAGCCCCGCCAAUCAAGAUGACUCCGGGUGGUCCAUCAGGAGCAAUGACUGGGGCGAAUCUCUCCUGUCUGGCUGCACAAGUCAACAAGUUUAAGUGUGCCUAACUCUGUGGUGGAAUGUGGCCUACACUUCUCUGCUCAUAUUUUGUAAAUGCAUGUGGCCCACAAUAACUCCCUCUCACAAAAACACAUGUAAAAGGACAUUGAAUGUGAACCAGCCCAAGCCAAAGAGAAAUGCUUUUGCCUGGCACCUAAAGAUAUGAGGCAAGGUGAGCUGACCGCCUCAGGUGGCAGGAUUCAAAGGGUCAGCACAUCCCAGUGUAGAUGAUUAUUUCCUCUUUGUUCCUGGUGUAGAUUAUCACUCCCUCCCUCCCUCUUCCCUGGUGGGGAGGGAGGUGUUAGGAGCCAGUGUGGUGUAGUGGUUAAGAGCGGUAGACUCGUAAUCUGGGGAACCGGGUUCGCGUCUCUGCUCCUCCACAUGCAGCUGCUGGGUGAGCUUGGGCCAGUCACACUUCUCUGAAGUCUCUCAGCCCCACUCACCUCACAGAGUGUUUGUUGUGGGGGAGGAAAGGAAAGGAGAAUGUUAGCCGCUUUGAGACUCCUUCGGGUAGUGAUAAAGCGGGAUAUCAAAUCUAAACUCUUCUUCUUCUUAUUUUGUGGUUUGCCUCAAGCGCCAAAAGGCUGGCUCUGAGUGGAAUAUAUGUAGGAUAGUCAAAUAUAUGCAAAUUAAGCAAAUGCGUGGAAUUCUGUUUUUCAGAAUGCUGAGUUUCUCCUACCUUGAUGCACAAGUUGGGGGUUUUAAAAAAAAUUUUAUCAGCAGAGUAUACACACAGAUUUGUUCCCAUUCUCCAUUUUGCAGAAAUACCCCCAACCUCCUGGGCAGAAGAAGAAAUUGCUUGUGAAAUACGGGAUGGGGGGCUUCAUUGUCUUUGUGCUCAUCUGCAUCGUGUGGUUCCCACUGCUUCUUAUGUCACUGGUGAAAUCAGUGGCGGGAGUAACUAACCAGCCUUUGGGUGUCUCUGUCAAAAUUACCAUCAGCGGUUAUGAGGUAGGUCCGCAGGAGGUGGAGGGUCAAUUUAUAAUUAAGACUGGGGAUAAGUAUUUUCGAUGAGUACUGGAACAUUUCCACCAUCCAAAGCUGUUGCUUUAACACGACAAAAAAAUAGAGUGGAGUUAUAGCUCAAUGAUCCUUAACGUCUCCAGUUAAAGGGUUGUGUCUAACAGUGCCAUUCUGCUUGUAGGGACGCGGGUGGCUCUGUGGUCUAAACCACUGAGCCUUUUGAGCUUGCUGAUCGGAAAGUCAGCGGUUCGAAUCCCCAUGGCGGGGUGAGCUCCCGUUGCUCGGUCCCUGCUCCUGCCAACCUAGCAGUUCAAAAGCACACCAGUGCAAGUAGAUAAAUAGGUACUGCUCCGGCGGGAAGGUAAAUGGCAUUUCCGUGCACUAAGGGUUCCCUUGGGUGUCCCGUUGCACCAGAAGCGGUUUAGUCAUGCUGGCCACAUGGCCUGGAAAGCUGUCUGUGGACAAACACCAGCUCCCUCGGCCUAAAAGCGAGAUGAGCGCCACAACCCCAUAAUCGUUUUUGACUGGACUUAAUCGUCCAAGGGGUCCUUUACCUUUUGCCUUUUAGUUCAUAGCAAGUGUCAAUGCCAACCAACCUGGUUCUUCCGUAAUCUGGAGCUGCCAAGCGCCCUCUUCUCCUUCAGAUUCCUGUAGGAAAUGCCCACUUUAUUUCCCAUUGGAACUCCUAUUCUUUCAGAGUCGCAUGCUAUUAUCCUCUGGGCUCAGCUAUGGAUCUGUGUUGCUGUGUGAUGCUUGGAAGUGAUUGUUCUGUUGAUGCUGCUGUGAACCGUGCUGCUACAGAGUUUGAAUUAUGGGUGCUGAAAUGCAACUAAUCCAGAGCUGUAGAGCUUGUGGGUUGGUUAGCAUCAGCCUGUGACUAGUGUGUAAAACUGACCUUUGGGUCUGAUCCAGCUAAGGUGUGAUGAGGUACGUCUGUAUAGUGGAGCUGAGGUUUGUAACACAGGAUUUCAUCCUCUUUCUCCUAGUCUUUGUUUACCAUGAGUGCUCAGCAGCAGAAUCUGGUCCCUUUCACUCAUGCGGCGUAUAAUGAACUCACCACUCAAUAUGCCCUCCAUCCUGUAAGUAUAUUUUAUUGUGCACAAGGAAACCUCCUGCAGAAAAAAUUGCCAUCCUUUUCUCUUUCUCUCCAACAAUAGCUGGUGAGACCCAAUUUGAAUUAAAACUGGAUUUGAAUGGUAUCUUUACUGGAUUGCCAAAAGCAGGUUAGAUAGGAAUUUAGCUCAAGGCGAAGAAGUUUCUCUGUCUUGCUUGGAACAACAGCAAACAAACCAAAAACAUUUGUGUUUUCUACAGUCUGCCAUGCAAUUUAUAGUCAACUAUAGCCCAGAGGACGUCAUCGUUGCUAAAAUAAAAGGCAAUGCCAGCUUGCUGUGGAGCAUCAGCCCUGCAAGUCGGAAAGCUAUGAUUGCAGAACUCUCCAAUUCCUCCGCAAUCUACAUCAACUUCCACUGGACUCUUCUCAGGUUUUUAUCUUUUUAAUAUUAAGUGUAUUCUGUGUAUGUGUAUACAACCACCCCUCUUGCAGGUUUCCCACUGGUAUUUGGUUGGGUGCAGUGAGAACAGAAUGUUGGGUUAGAUCCAGCAGGCUUUUCUUGUGUCCUUACUCACUGGUGUGGAGUAGCAGCACCUCUCUUUUUUGCUGCCCAUGGCUGUCACGUUGUUGUGGUUGUUGUUGUUACUAAGGAACUAACUGAAACCUGCUCUGAUUAGUGACCUCACACCCAACCCUCCAAGUCCCACCCUUUGCACUGCAUCCUUUCUGCGACACUUUGUCAAGUAGAUUUUUCAGAGGAAGCCAUCGCUUGGCAAACCCGUUUUGUUGUCCGUUUCAUACGAGGCACAUAGCGCAAGAGGAGAAUCUCUCUCUUCCAUAACGCCUGCCCUGAAGAACAUCUAAAGCUUCCCUUAACCUUCCCUUCAUAUCCUUAUCGAAUCAGGAAUGCCUCUCUCGUGAAGAAUAUUGAAGCAUCCGGCCUACACACGAUGCGCUAUGAAGACAAGGGGAUUCGGGAGCAAAUCGUCGAAAUGCUACGUGGGACCAGAACGGAAGGCGUGUUAGUGUUACGUAUUUCUCCUGAUUCUUUUGGUGGCCAUUAGCGCUUCCCCUGCUACUGUAUGUGUCCCUCAGCAUGUGGUAUUCGGUGGAAUAUGGCUCCUGUAUGUGGGGUCUCCACUUGGCUACCAUACCAUACCAUACCAUUAGACCUUCCUCCUCCAUGGAUUUGUAUAAUAUCUUGGAAGCUGUGUGGGGUACAUGUGAAAAAUGAACAUGUGUUGAUCUGGAAAGGAGCAAGACCUUUAGCAUUCACCAAGGUUUUGCUUUGCUUUUGUUCUGCUCUCCCCCACCCCCAUUUUAGUCUGCUUCCUGGUGUCCUACCAAGGUAUCUGAGAGCAGCUGGCGGAGCAGAAGCUAAAAUGGCCCAUCGGCUGCAAGUGGGUAAGUGGACAAAAGUGGAGGAAAAUCCUGCCUGCUUGAAGAUGAGAGGAGGCCAGAGUUGCAGAGUUUUGCUAUAGGAAGGCAAAGCCAAAAGAUGCAUGCGGUAUCGUAUGAGCAAAAAGCUACUGUCUAAUUGUUCCAGGCAUCUGGAAAUGUGCUGUCUUUGGGUCAAACUAGCAAAAGGAGCACAUGGGUGUUGUUUCCUCCUCCACACCCACAUCCCAAAUUCUUUUCACCCAGCUGCCACUAUCAUGGCAAAAGCUCCAAACAGUCACCCAUACCGCCUUCGUUUCUCACGAGUGCCUCUGAACCCACGCAGGGCCCAGAAGCGCUUUGGGGAAUUAAAAAUGGCAGGUGGGGCUGCUCUAAUUGAAGCAAAGGGUUUUUUAAAACAACAACAACAACAAAAACCCAAAGGUCUCAGAGACUACUGGCUAAUGAGGCACUGCUGUUUUGGGGCCCAGGGGUUGUGGGCUUCCCUGUCUGGAUAUGAACUUCAGAUGUGCAGUGGGUUCUGCACUCCUGAUCCAAGUGCCUCUUUUGUUUUCAAAAUUACCGUAUUUUGCGCACCAUAGGACGCACCGGACAAUAGGACGCACCUUGUUUUAGAGGGGGGAGAACAAGAAAAAAAAAUCUCCCCCUCUCUGCCCAGCGCCCCUUCAACGAAGCGGCAGGAGGCGCUGCGCAGAGAGAGGGAGAAUUUUCCCCCUCUUGUUUUCCCGCUCUAAAACAAGGUGUCGUUUAAGGUGCGUUCAGGCGGCUACCUUGGAAGCCUGGAAGCCUCUCCAGGCUUCAGGUUCCUUUCGACCUGCUCUUUGGGGCUGGCGGGGGGAAGCCCACCACCAGCCCCAAAGAGCAGGUCAGGGAGCAGUGGAAAGGUGCAGCGGAGAGGCUCCUGCCAUAGCCGCACGUCACUUCUCCAGCCGGGAGAGGGUCGCGGGGCUAUGGCUUCUUUAGCCCCGUGCGCGCUCUCCUGGCUGAAGAGGUGACGCGCGGCUAUAGAGGCUCCUGCCAUAGCCGCGCAUCACCUCUCCAGCCGGGAGAGGGUCAUGGGGCUAUGGCGUCUUCGCUCCAUAGGACGCACACACAUUUCCCCUUCAUUUUUGAAGGGGAAAAAGUGCGUCCUAUAGAGCGAAAAAUACGGUAGAUGCCCAUAUAGCUGUUCUCUGUUUAGACCAAGGGUACCCGACGCCCCUCAUCCUUGACCAUUGGCCAUUCUGGCUGGGGCUGAUGGGAGCUGCAGAGCAUCGUGUUGACUACUCCUGGUUUAGACCCAUGGAGCUUCUGCUUUCAUUGCUGAUUCUUCACGAUGUCUUGAUGAAGACUCAGGGAACACACUCCUCUAAAGCCAAUGAACUACUCUUUUGCCACUUCCACCUCAGUUUUGUGUGGCUAAAGUGGGGUUCCAGUUCUCCCUGGGGAUUUUGAGUAUGGCAUUAGAAAGUGGAAGUGUUUGCAAGGACACUUGUUAAAUGUUAGGGUAGCAGGAAGUUACUCUACUCCUCGCUCCUGUUAGCCUGGAAGAGCCUCGGCUCAGUGGUAGAGCAUCUGUUCUGAAUGCAGAAGAGACCCUCAGUUCAGGCUCAGGCACCUCUAGGUAGGUUUGCGUAUUUCCCAUCAAAAACCCUGGAGAGCCACUGCCAAUCAUAGGCAAUACUGAACUGGGUGGACAAACGGUUUGACUUGGUGUGGGGGCAUCUUCCUGUGUUGCAGCUGUGCAAAGCGCCCGCAGCUAUGUGUGUUGUCCUGUGGAUUGGGAGAAAGGCAGGGUACCCACGGUCAGCUCACCCCCACCCCGUAAUUCUCAUUUCCGCAGCUCAUUCCAAUGCGCCAAAAGACGUAGACAAGAUGGCCUUCUUCAGAAAUAUCACCAUCAAACUGCAGCAGCUGCCUGCCAAGGAGUCCUUAAGCCAUGUUCCCGAAUGGUGGGUCGUGAAAGAGCAGAGGCCCGGCUGUUUGGGUAAUGGAUGCAGUAAGAAUAUGGAACUCUUCAUCUUCAACGACAAGGUCAGCCCUCCUAGCCUGGGAUUUCUGGCAGCUCAUGGGUAAGGAAGUCAAACUGGAACCUGUUAUUUCUGGGGCAGCAAUUGAGAUUUGGAUUAAGGUGGCGGCUUGGGGAGACCUGAGAGAAAUCUUUCCCCGCUGUGCUGCCUUGAAAAAUACAGAACAGGCAGCCAAUCGCUGGCAGGAAUUCAAUAUUGCACUGUUGAAUGUUGUCAGUGCAAACAUCUCAGCUUGCCACAUAGAAGAGACUUCCCCCUUCCUUCCACCCUUGCCAGUGUGCUGUUCUGGGGUUUUUUUCCGAACCCCCAGAAUAAAUUUCUGGGGUACACAAGGCAAGAAGAGGGGAAGAAAAGCUCAUUAUGCAAGUGGAAGUCCUUGCACAGGGCUUUGGCUGAUAGGACUACUUGUGUCUAUUUUGCCCAUGGUGCAUGAGACUCUUAAAUCACAGGGCCAUGGGUUUGAGCCCUACAUUGGGCUAAGCACUGCAAGGAGUUGGACUAGAUGACCCCUGAGGCACCUUCCAAUUCUGAGUCUAUGAAAACUCAAAGAACACCCUGAACAUCAUCACCAUCUCUCUCUCCCCCCACUACAGCAUUGUAGGCCUCUACAUGUCUUUUGUUCUGGUCAUCGGAAAGUUCAUCCGAGAGCUUUUCAACGGCAUCUCGCGCUCCAUCAUGUUUGAAGAGCUGCCCAACGUGGACCGCAUCCUGAAACUCUGCACGGAUAUCUUCCUGGCCAGGGAGGCCGGGGAGCUGGAGUUGGAGGAGCAGCUGUUUGCCAAGCUCAUCUUCCUCUACAGAUCUCCUGAAACAAUGAUUAAAUGGACCAGGGAACCCAGGGAAGACUAA
Molecule: messenger RNA, 67488 nt
Organism: Podarcis lilfordi (Lilford's wall lizard)
Lineage: Eukaryota; Metazoa; Chordata; Lepidosauria; Squamata; Lacertidae
Source: the annotation of a GenBank genome assembly